UCCACGGCCGCUCGCACCCACGUGCACCGGUCACUGCCGCGUCUGAUGCUGCUGACGGGCCGAACAUCCCAACGGGACCAACAUUUCCCGGAUCGAGUUCGUUGAGAAAUGGGGGCUGACCCCUGUCCUCAAACCGAGACAGGACCCACGCCCCCGGGGUGCCAGCCUGGUAGACGGUGACGAUGCCGGAAAGUACGUCUAUAUUAUUAUGUAUAAUAUAAGCGACCGUAAUGUCGUCGUUGUAUUGUUGCCGAGCGUAUAUAAUGCGCUAUGUGCGUUGUAUGCGUACGUGCUACGAAGUGAUAAUAUUAUGCGUUGGCGUGUGUAUCGUAAGUCGAAUUUCGCGUUAUAUUUGUGCUCCUCCCCCACCCCCCGUAUGUAUUUACGCAUUACGAGCUUAAACAACCGCACCCGUCCGCGCGCCCUUCCGAGUUUCCGGCGCUCGGAUAUGUGUGUAUAGCAGUCGUCCCCCCGCGACCCCCCAUGUCCUCAGACACGGAAACUGCAUGCGCUCGGCGAUCGGCCGCGGGGUGUAAACGCCGCGGCCCGGAAACGUGUUUCGCCCUUCCCGCCGCCACUGCCGGGCGAACGAGCCGGGCUAAAUGGCCUCUGCGACGUGGUCCUUACGCGUCCCCCGAUUUCGCGGUCAAUUAAACGUCAUCAUCGCCGUAACAUUUUAUCCGGACACUUUUCUUCGGAGGAGCGGGGAAAAAAAAAAAAUAAACAAACAGUAAUAAAUCGCGUAAUGAAAUACGACGAACGCGUCUCGACGCGGGAAAAUCGAUUCUGCGCGCACGCAAACAACACCUACUCGAACAUGUCCGACCGACGCGUCCCGCGAACAAACGUUAUUAGGUUUCAACGCGGUUAAAGAAAUGUCGGGCCCGGUCGCGAACAGGACGAACGUCGGCGUCGGGUAGCGUGUGACGGGAGCGGUCGGCGAACGAACAACGCCCCGCGCAAACGGGUCACGGCGGGAAACUCGACGCCGUUUGACGGACGGUUUUUCGUUUUUUUUUUUUUUCUGAAGGGAAUAUCGGUCGGUAGAUUCCGUAUGAUAAUAAGGAUAAAAACAAUUUUUUUUCUAAAAAAAAAAGAAUUCGGAAUCCAUAUAGGACGAUUCGUUCACGCGCUGGCGCGGACGUACGGGUUACGAUGAUUCGUGUUUUUUUUUUAUUAUUUUUCAGCGGUUUUGAACGUCGCGCUUAACCUCACCCCCCGAACCGGGGCCGGAAAAUAACGAGACCCCUCCCCCCCGCGCGAAAUCGACCGCACGUGGCCUCGACAAACCGUUUUUAGCUUUUUCGCCUUUGAGUACGUACGACCGAGUAUGUGUAAACCGUUACAAAACGAUUUUUCUUCUUCGCGUUCGACUCAUAAUAUUUUUGCCGAAACGUAACUGCGUGAAAUGGCGAGUGCCCUAGAAUCGCAACGCCCUGUCCCAUCGCGGUGACUUUUCGCUUUUCGCUCGGCGUUUAUUGUUUUUCAGCGGAAGACGGCCGAUGCGGUAGACGCACACGAAAAACGAUCGUGAACGCCGAAAAGCCGAAAGUCUCGUAAAUCGUUCGGCCAACGCACGUUUUUAUAAACACGUAAAAUAAUAAUAGUAAUAAUAAUAAUGGUAGUAUACGGUAGCGGCGCGUAGACGUUAAAAGAAGUCGGUAGAACUUUUUUUUUUUUUUUUUACUCCGACGAGAGUAAAUUCGAUUACGAUCGAACUUUCUUAUUAAUUUGUUUCGUCUUUGUGCCGCAGAGUUAUUGUCUUGAUGCACCCGACUUCCUCUCUCCCCUGACCUUUCUCCAUCCCGUCCGAAUACGGAUAAUAUACAGUACCGAUUUUGUUUUUAGAGGAAAAACCGAGCGAACAAAUAUCAUAAAAUACGCGUGUUCCGUUCCGAUAUAUUUUUUCACAAUCUAUACUAAAUAAUAUUGUCGUAGACAUAUUUUUUUCGUUUACUGUUUUUUUUUUUUUUUUUUUUUUUUUUUAUCUAAAUAAUUUACCAAAGUUUUAAACGCGAAACUUUGUUUUUUAUUGCACGUUCCAUAACAGUAUUUCAUCGUACGUUUUUCAUAUACUUACUAACUUAACUAUAUAUAUAUGUAUCGAAACACUGAACCAAUACAAUUUAUUAUUUUAUACACCCGUGUAUUUAUAAAGUUUCAUCCGGAAGAAUACAGUUACGGCAGGUAAACAAUUUUACUACCCUGUACUCAACUCGUAGUUUCGAAUAAAUAUUAUGCGUUUAAAUGCAGUAAAUUACCGAUUCGAGGAUAUUAUUCCGCGUCUUGUACUUUUCGAAAAGCGGUUCAUAUAUUAUAUUUAAAAGAAAAGAAAUGUAUAAAACUUAAAAAGAACAUUUUUGUGGAGUACAAAAAAUAGUCAACGAAAAUACUACUAUGCGGCUUUGGAGUUGUAGAAAAACAUAAAAUCUAUAAAGCCUUUUUGUGAAUGGAAUAUUUCAUAUAGUAAUAUAUAUGUAUAUAGUUGAAAAAAUGUGAUAGAAUAAAAUUAUUUAACAAUUCAGUCACAGCGGGGAAUUUCUUCUUUGAAAAUACAAUUCCUGAAAUUCAACAACAUUGUACUUCUGUUCAGUAUUUAUGGUAACUAGGGUAACCAUGGUAACUAGAUAUUAACCAGUUACAAAGGCAAAAAUUAAAUUCAUUUUUACUUCUAACUAACCUUAUAAUAUCGUUUAACUGUUUACGUUAAAUUUUAAAUAACGAAUAAAUUUUAAAUUAUUUCAUCACGUUGGGUUAAUGAUAGUUGUCUUUAAUUUUAACGCAAUAUUAAAUUCAGAAUCAAUACGCAUUGCUCACCAUUUGAAAAGGUACUAUACCGCAUACAUAUUUCUGGCUACAAUACGAUUGAGCGAAAUUCGUAAUAAAAUUAUUUAUACAUGGCAACGUUGCAUUUAAAAUCUUGCGCAAUCGUGUAUGUAUUUCGAUGACUAUUAAAAUAUACACGAUUGCGCAAAUUUCGCUUGAUCGUUCUUCACCAAUAUUUCUUAUUCGUUUUCACUCAACUUUGUGUGUAUGCAUUCACGUGGUAGAUUUACAAACGGGAGGAGUCAGAGGGAUGCAGAUGAUCCGGACUCUCCGAGAGAGUAUAAAUAAAUAUAAUUUGAUAAUUCCAGAAUAAUCAACUCUGAAAUGUAAUGCGUUCAACAUUGAUCAUACUUAUUUACGAAAUAUGACAAACUCUAGGUUUAAAAAUUUUCACAGAGUGCUGCGCAAUAAUACAAACUUUAUCAAAAAAAAAAAAAAAAGAAAAAGAAAAAUGACUGAUACUGCUAAUAGAGAGUCCACUGUUUUAAGGAAAAAGUUGGAAGGAAGAAAACCGAGUUAUUUAUGUUAUAUUCGUACGUAGCGAUGAACUAUUGCUAAAAUAAAAACGAUUCUUAGUCGUAAUUUUUCCUUUGUUCUCAAACACACGGACACGGUCGCCCACCAAAAACAACAGCAUACACUGCCGACGGUUACACGGAAUAUGAAUUUAAAUUCGUUUUUUAUUCGAUGUUCAACGUGGACUUUGAGAAUUUUUUUUGUUCGCCGCUCCGAUAUUUCACGCCCCAAAAGACGCAUACGGGAACACACGGUGACGGUGCAGUAUUCGCCCGACCGCGCGGCGUUAAACGGAUUCGCGGAUGCGAAUGAACGAAAAACAACACCCGAGAAAAAAACCGCGCGCGUCCGCGGUCGCGGACCGAUCAAUGGCCCGUCGAACGGCGUACCCGUUUAUUCCGCGGCGGACGCGCGUUUAUUAGUUUGUCGCGCGGUUUUCGCGUCGGUCGGCCCGCCGGAAAUAAAUCUGGAAAAUCGGAAAGCGGUUUCGCGGGCGUUCGGCGAACGUUUCGCCCCGAGCGUCCCGGCGUUGUUAUUCCGACCGUGCACAGCAACGGCAUUUAUAGCAGCGUGGGCGGGGGCGGGGGGGGGGAGGGGAGGGACCCCCGGUAAAAAUCCUUCGGAUCCCGUGCGAUAUAAAUUCCGUUGUUCCGUCGGGGCGAACUGCUGCUGCUGCUGCAAGCUGCGCGGGCGGCACGAACGUCGCGCGUAUAUUAUUGUAACGGCGCGACAACAAUAAUUUAUUAAAUCGGUCCGACCGGCUUGGCGUUUUUGUUGUAUUUUUUUUUUUUUUUUUUUUUUUUUUUUUUUAUUAUUUUCUCCGUCGUCGUCGUCGUUGGUGAUUUUUUGGCACUCUCGGCGCGCGCAAACCAAUACAAUAAUAAUAAUAACACGCAUAUUGUCUUAUAGGAGCAUAUAUUCCGUCGGGCCAAAAUUCUAGAACGCGUUGGCCGCUUAAUAAUUCGGAAAGUUUCGUAUUUCAAAAAAAAAAAAAAAAAAAAAAAAAAAUGAAACAUUCGUACAUCGCAUACGUCGCGUAUAUUUUCUGUCUCUCGUUUUUCCCGCGCGUCACGCGCUAAAACGUUUUUUUUUUAUUUUGUUCUUCGGGAUUUCGGUUCGCAUUACGUAUAAUACAGUGUCCGCGUGAAUGUCUUUAACGAGACGUUUCGACGGCAAAAGCGGGACGUUUUUUUUUUUUCUUAUUUUAUUUGGCUCGUGAAGGGAGGCGAAGGGGGCCGGGGGGUCACGAAAAAUAUCCGACCGUGUCGUGUCGCGCGAAUCGAUUUUAAAGUUUACAAUAUUUCAAUAUAAAUUAAAAGAUAUUUUACGUUUCGGAGAGUACCCGAAUCCCUCUAACACCGCUCCGCGCGGUCGCCACUGCAGGAGGUCGGUACGGAGUUCAAAGCGCCGCUAAGCGUCGACUGCGCCCCGAACUGCGAAACGGGAAAAACGUCCUCCCGUUCUAGGUGAAAGCAUACUCACCGUACACUCAGUGGCGUGUGCAAGGGGGGGGAGGUCAGGGACUAUAUCCCCCCGUCGGCUUGAAAAUAUCAACAAAAUAUGAGAAAUCUGUUGUCGAAAUUCAUAUAUUUCAGGAAAAACUUGACAUAUUGAUUAGAGAUUGGCGUUUUUCAGUAUCUGAUUUUUAAAUUACCGAUUCCCAAUGUCGAUUUGGGUAGGGAAGAUUAAUUUACGAUUUAAACAUGGUUCUUAUGUGCUACAUCCCCUCCCAUUGAUAAUUCCUGGGCACCUGUUAUGAUAUUAUCCCGAAUUUGUCCGAGUUUGCGUCCCGUUUUAAAAAACGCGUAUUUAACGUCCGAAAAAUCGCGGGUUUUUUUUCCUCUCUCUUCCCUCCCCGGGAAAAGAAUUAGUUCCUGCACUACAUUAAGUCCGCGUCUACCACUCGGUUUUCCCGCGAGGGUCGAAAAUCGUUUUCGACGGACUCGUCACGACGAUAUUGCGUCGUCACGACAGUUAACAUAUCGUAUAUUAUAAAACGAUAGUGACGGGAAUGGGAAUUCCACAGGAGUUCACAGAGUCUGUCCGCGGGCGGUCCGUUUUUUAUACGGUUCUGCGAGCGCGGUUCGCGGUUUGUUUCGGCAACGCUGUAAAACGGAGAAUCGCAGUUUUCAGAAAAUUGAUAAGAUGCCAGUCACAAUAUUUCGAUGUGGCCAAUCCACACGAAAAAUGAUUUGAAUCGUUUGUUCAUAACUGCCAACCGAUCUCUCUCGAUGUAUCACGGUACCAUCAUAUUUUAAUAUGCCGUAUAGUUUUCCAUAACCGUAUUUUCGCGAUAACCGAUUAACACCUAAUUCCGAUAUGGCUACACAUCGAUAAGUUAUAAUGUUAUACCAAUCAAAGGUACUUUCACGUAUGAUAUUUCACUCUUCGCUUUUUCUUGUUACCUACCCGACGUGGUUUCGCACAAAAAGUCGAGGGGUAUUUUCGAUUAAAUUUGCCCCGGUGGGCGCAGCGAGCUAAUGACCACCGCCUCGGUUCUCUGGAUCCGCCUAUAAUUACGGUUUUUCAAUUUUCCCUGCUGAUUACACGGCGCGGUUUCGCACAUGACCGGUUAUCGCGAAUACACAAUUUGAAAACAAUAAUUUUUUCUGCGUUGUCGGUGCAACUGUACGUUUUCAAUUCUAUUUUGUUUUUCUUAACGGUCGCGUUCGUGCGGACCGACCCGGCUACGAUUCCCCGUAUUUUUUUCUGAAAACCGUACACUACCCGCCUUAAAACAAACGCGGAGCAGCGACGAUUUUUAUUUUCCGAAAAAUAUUGCGGCGCGCGCGCCGUAUCUCGAAUAUUCGCGCGACGGUAUAACAACAUUACAGCCAAAGUCUUUCGGCGCGGCGCGCGGACGCCGAACAACGGAAACACCGGAAUGCGUACCUGCACCCUCCGGUUCGAUGGACUGUUUUCAACAGAACACUCUGCGUUUUGUUUAGUUUUUUUUUUCUGAAAAACACGAUACGAAUCGGUAAAAUAUCGAGCGAAUAGUGCGCGGAAAACGUGAUCGAAUCGAAUGUUAUAACAUAACGCGUAUAUACACGGAAUACGUUUUCGCCGGAAGUUGCAGUUUAAAGGAACGCGAAUAAUUCUAAUGGAAAACGCGUUAAUUGGAAAAUAAUAAUAGUUUUUCGAAUGCGCGUUCGUCGGAAUAAUAAUACAAUAUGCAUUGUGACGGACGAUUAAUAAAGUCCCUUGAAAAAAUCUACGUACAUUUUGUAGGGAUGACAAAGUCGGAAAUGAUUUUGUUCAGUAUCGUCUACUCGUAUAUUCGUCGGGCUAUGUGCGGGGGAGGCGGGGAGGGUGGAUAAAUAAUAAUGUUCUUCCCGGCUCUUCGUAACGACUCCCUAGCGCUUAUGGGCGUCCGAAAAGUAUACACGUCCCGUUAAAAAUAAUUCGCCUAAUGUAAUUGCUGAUAAUUGCGUGGUGCCGAAAUUCAUUACUCCCGCGCGCGCGCGCGCGUAAACCCAGAAAAUUAUGCUCUUCGUCAGUAAAACGGCGGCAGUAUCUAUAUUACCGAAAAUGUGUGUUUCCCGCACGAUUUAUAUUCCGAAGCACAAUUACGUUCAGAAUGCGUUUCUAACUUUAUCAUACCUGAACAAUCGUCAUCGCUAGAUACCCGCCCGCAUUCGCUGCGAACCCGUAGCCAGAACGUUAGGGUGAUUUUUUUUUUAAAUAUAUUUUAUAAUUAUAUAAAUUAUAAUCUACUCCUGUAAGCUACAGCUUGUGGUUGAGUAGAGAGUUGCGUACAGACAUAAUGAUGAACUUGAUUUUAUAUAAAGCAAUAAUUAAAUAGAUAAAGUUUUUAUAUUAAGAAGCAAUUGUUUAAAAAAAAAAAAAAAAUAAAAAUUCUACCAUGACCGUCGUAUAGAAUAUCUUAUUGGUGAACGAUAACAAAAACCGAAAAGAACGCCCCGUACAAUAUGAUUAGGUUGAUUUUGUUUUUUUUCUAUUUCACGGUAUACAAUCGAUAUAAAAUCAGUAACGUUUCGCAAAAAAAUACCGUGUAAUUAACGAUAAUUAUCGAGCGUUUUGCUAAACUAAAAUUAAUAAUACAAAGUGGACCCAACUCCACCGUAUAUACUUAUACAUUUUUAAAAUGUCCGUUUUGUUUUUUUUUUUUUUACAAUAUCGAUGCCGCGUGAAUGAAUUAUAGUAAAAAAAAAAAAAAUAAAUAAUAAUAUACCGACAGAAAUCGACAACGCCAGUACGCGCAGAUCGUAACUAUCCUGUGGGGUUAAUAUUACACGUUUUUAGUGUUUAUCGACGAUAGAAUAUAUUGUUUGACGAAAAAAAAAAAUGUUUGUAUAUUUCAUAUUAUUUUGUAAAUAUCAUUGUGGUUUCUUCCGUUAAAAAUUCGGAAACCGUAGCGAAACAAGUACGCGUCGUAAUAUCGUAUUGGGUUCAUUUGAAACGAGGAUCCUCCGACGCAGACAAUUCGUUCUGCCGCAGUUUUCAACUUCAUUGAAAUUGAAAAAAAAUUAAUAAAAACCGCCUAGUGAGAAUCCAGUCGUGACGUUCGCGGUGUCUUCGGCUUCGGAUUUUGAAAGGCGGUUCUCGAAUCCCGACGGGUCCCGCGUUUUUUGGACGUAAUAAGUCGUUUACAUUUUUUUGUUUUUUUAUUUUUGUCGGAAAUUCAUCGCAAUAUAUUCCAAACCGUGAUAUUUCGCCGAAAUAAUUGAGAACGGGCAAAAUCCACACCGCGGCGGCGGGGUACCGUCCAGAGGCGAACGGGACCGACGACGUCCGUUCAUCGGGUCUCAUGGCGCUCAACGUGUCAGCGGAAAACAGAACAAAAAACGUCGCGUCGACGACGAACAUUUACGAGUCAGAAUUUCGGGGUUUGUGUUUUCGCGUCGCCGCACUCGGGACGCCGCCGGUCGUUGUAAACAAGACGUGAAAAGCGAUUUUUAUUGUUUCGGUAGCGCAGCGAUAAUAAUAAUACACGUCGAGUGUACGGGCGCACGAACCGCCGGGGAGAGCCUCGAUAAUCAGUCGAGUCGUAGCGGCGGCGUCGGCGAUUUAUGCGUUUUGUCGACGCGCUGUCUGGUCCGAAGUACGGUAACCACGGUUACCGCGGCCGCGGCGGUCGUAUUCCUCCGGUAAUAUAGUGCGUUUGUUCAGUGGUAACCAAAAUACCGCGCGCGCGCUCCGCAGUAAUUACGAGAGCGUACGCGCGUUUAUUGAAAAACUAAAAGAGGGGGGGGGGGGUGGAAAAAGGAAAAAUCACUAUAUUUUUCUCAUUCUUCUCUUUUAUCGCCGAACGGCCGGCGGUACCGUCGUCGUCGGUAUACACGUGCGCGUUCACGGUUUUUCCUACAGUCGUCGUCGCGACCCUUGUUACGCACUUUGUUGCACGGUAAAUUGUUUUUUUUCCCCACACAUGCGCGAACGGAAUAUGAGUACAUACCUGUUUGUUUUUUUUUUUUUUUUUUUUUUUUUUUUAUCCUCUUUCGCGUUAUUCAUGAUAACGUUUAUUACGCGGUGAGGCCGAAUACCCCCGCACCCCGCAGCGUGUAAAUCCGAAUAAAAAAACAUCGGUAUGGAACAUAAUGAAGGUUCGGUGUCAAAAUAUUUCCGACAAAUUAUAUCCGAUCUAAAUAAUCACCCGGUUUAAUGUUCACAAUUUCAAUCUAAAACUCAAAUUUAUUUUUUAUUGAUUUGUAAUAGCCUAUGCUUGACGUUAUUAAAAACCUCUUAAAAAAGUGUUACGUCGAAAUGUCAGAUAUCUACGGUUAUUUUUACCGAGUUGCAGUAAAUUAUCCCGUUUUUCUGCUUUUUCCCAUUCACUACGAGGAAAACCAAAAAAUGAAUUCCUUGAUAUACAUCAACUAAAUUCAUAAUUCGAUAGAAAAACUUACGACGACCGGUACUUAUCGUUUUGUGGUUGUAACAAGACUUUUGGUAGACAUAAAAAUCGUGCACACAAUAAAACCGAUACAUUCCUCCUCGUCCCGUUCAGAAUAUAAAAUAUUUACAUUUUUUUAACGAACAUGUUAAAAAAAUGAAACCUAAAAAAAUAUAUUAAAAUUAAAAUCUAAAAGGAGAUUAUUAUUUCCAGAGAUAUUUCGACCGGUCACGGUUAUUACUUUUUUUUUUUUUUAUGUUUUUGUUUUUGUCCGUUUAUUAAACAGCGUCGUCGUUUUUCGCGAGUGUCCGCCGCUAAUACAACAUAUCUGUACGUUAUUCUUCCCCCUCCUCCCCUCCCACCGAUCACGAGAAAAUACACAUUUCACGUUUAUAUAUAAUAAUAUGAACGUAUUAGGUUUUUUUUUUUCUUAUCGAAAUUACUCUAUAUACCGUCUCACGUCAAGACCGUAUACAAAACGUUGUUGUUGGCCUCGGGGCGUUUGCUUUUUAUUAUUAUUUUUUUUUUACGUUCGGACGACCGAAGUCAAUCGAUCACCCGGAUUUGGGUAUCGAAUUAUUCGUUUCGAAUCGCGUUUUCGUCGCGAUAUUUUGUGCAUACGUAUACACAAUAACGAGGAGUCCCCUUAUGCAUAAUUCAAUAUUUAAAAAGCAAUCAACCCCGUCGAACCCGCGGCCGCCACGGCAUACCGAACCCGUCACGUCACCUUAAUCGUUUUUUUUUUUUUUUUCAAAUAAUACGCGUGUCCAUUGCAACCGUUUUGUUGUGUAACUUUUUUUUUUUUUCUAAACGAAAAUGUUUGUUUUAUUCGUUUUAUAGGUCGCUGCCGAAACUCAAUACCCAAGACGAAGACGGCUGUGGUCCAGGGGCAAGUCUUGGCACAGGCCUCACACACGGUCAUCCUCAACAUUGUUCGGGCAGCUCAACAUUCGAACCUAUACCGCACGAUCACGACUUUUGCGAAAGAGUUACAAUCAACGUGAGUGUCCUACAAUACGUACCUAUAAUGAUUUAAGAUAAAAAAAAAAAUAAUAAUAACAUAAAACAUUGUUCUGUUUACAUUUACGACGUGUCUAGAAAACAUAUUCGGAGAUCUAAAAUCGUUUAAAUAACACUGUGGUAAUAUAUAGAUAUUAUAAUUAUGUACGCGUAUACAGAAUGAUACAUUUAAGUAGCCUCACACUAUAUUCCGCGAAAAAUAUUGACUUUUUCAAACAAUUUAUUUUCUUGAUAAUUUCAGAAACAAGCGGCUCUCGAAUGUUAAUUUUUCGUCACUUUUAUUCUCGGGCAUUGAAACGACAAGACGAACCCAUUUUCGAUUUUCGAACGGCAACCUGUAUUUGACAUUUACAUAAACAAACGGAGUAUUUUACUUAAAAUUUGUUGAAACUUUCGAUUCCCGUUCACUUUUAUAUACGCCCAGGAGAGUGGCGGAGGGUCAUCAGGCCCCACGUAAGUUCAAACACGAAAACCCCACGAGGGGUACCGUAAUAAUAAAAAAUAUCCGUACGGUAAACCUUUUACGUUCUUCGAGCUUUAAGCGGUGGUUUUUUUUUUUUUUUUCAAUCUCGAAUCUGUAUCGCCGAGUUUAUACGACACGCGUAUAAUACUGGUAUAUUAUUAGGUACACGAAAUAAAAUAUGCGUUCGUCUGCUCGCGACACUUUCUAUCGGUAUUCUGAAAUAACGUUUCUUCAUAUCCAAGAGCGCGCGGGGUCUGUUCCCGCGGCGGCAGUCGUACGGGCCUCGCAGGUAGGCGAUCGAUAAUGAUAAUAAUAGCCGGCGGGGGGAAUGAAGCGUAGGGGAGGAGAGCACGAGGAGAGGUUAGGGGAGGGCGCGGUCAUCGCGGGGCUUAUUUAAUCCGGACGGUACGUAUUUACAUCGGAAUUAUACGCCCGCACGUACACCGGUAUACGUGUACAGGCUGGUGCCGAAGGGUCGCGGAUGACGGGACCCCGGCGUGGCCGCGUUGUCAACACGGCCAAAUUACAAGAGGCGAGAGAGGCAUUCCGGUGUACGGCCGCUCAUUUGUGCCGCGUUUUCGACGAGAGACGAGCCGACGUCGCGACGACUGGACGGGGAUCAGUUACCCCGUCAAAAUUUAAUUCGAAACUUUUGUGACGUUCCGGUAGACACACACGGCACGCUGCGCGUCGUCACGGGGUAUAUAGGCGCACGGGUAUUAAUCGACGGACACGGGGAAACGCCCGUGUUUGUCGCGUCUUCGCCGUCGGUACGUUUAGCAACCGCGUCGGCCCGUUUUAUAAAACGACAUUUUCAAAACGAUUUCGUGAUAUUUACUCGCGCGCGCGCCGUCUCCGACUUACUGAACCCGGCCGUCGCGAACGUAACAAAACCCCGGCGCUUGAAGAACGCAAAUAGCGUUCAGGUCGUGGAAUCGUAGUCGGAUCGCAAACGACAGCCUAUUUAGAGAGGAGAACGUGCCCGCGUAGCUCUUUUUCGAAAAAUAUUAUCGUACGAUAAGGUCGCAGAUAUUUGCCGCCACUGUAUAACUGACGGGAAAUAAAGCCAACAACUUAUAGUGAUCGGUUAGACCUAAAUUGAUUUCACCAAAUUAAAGGUGAAAACGUUUUACUCAUAUUUUCGUCGAGUGAUUUCCGAUUUAUUCAUUACUAUAGCUGUUCCGUUUAAUUUUCAUACUAGAAAUAGCUAAAAUCCUUUUACCGCCUAUUUCAUCCUAUUUCAUCCGUUAAGUUUAUUUUUCGCGUUCAAAAAGUAGCCUAUGUUCUUCUCCGAAAUCUCAUCUGUCUCUAUACCGAAGUUCAUCAGAAUUAGUCCAGCGGUUUAGGCGUGAAAACGUAACGGACCGACUUACUUUUACAUUUAUAAUAUUAUUGAGGAAGUUAAGAUUAGGAUACGAUUUUAAAUCGAGAUAAAAAAUAAUACUGAUUUUUUUUUUAAGCUCGACGUAUUGGUUCGAAAAAAAUUCCCGUUUUGAAAGCACAGUAAAACUUUAUCCUUAAUCUGGUGAAUUAAUUUCCAUAUUAGGUCUGUUAGAUCAUGCAAUCUAUAUAGUACCGUUCGGAGUACGAAAACGAUUUUUUGCUACAUAAGUACGCGCCCGUUAUGGAUAGGCAGAGACGGCAAAGAGUUACGGUGACGCCCUUUUAAGUCUAUCCGACGAACAUAUUAUAAUAUAAUUAUUUUACACGAUCGAUGCGUAUAAUUUUUCGAGUUCACUUCAAACGACGAGUCUCUCGCGAAUCGCGGACCGUUUGUAAUGUUAAUGAAACAAAAAAAUAAUCUUCAAACACCGCUGAUAGUUCAACAACAAAUUUUAUUGCCAACUGUCAUUUUUGAAAAAAAAAACAUUUUUAACCCGUUAUCGUAACUAAACGCUGUGUUAAAUUACUACGUUCAUCCGUGCGGCGGAAAUUGAACGACAAAGCCGUAUAUUGUGCACAAUUAAUUUAUUAUUUAUAAUCACAAUUUUAAAAACCGUAACGAAUAUAAUCGAAUUAAAAUUUUUUCGAAAUGAUAGGGUACAGUAUGUCGAUUUACACCGUUUAAACGCGUUUAUUAACGUUACUCGAACCGUUCAAAUUUCAAUAUUUCAAAUUGAGUUAUCCCGCAGCUAUUAUGUGUGUUUUACGCAUUUUCGCGAAAUACGAGUAUAAUCGUCCGUUUUCAUACCGAAAUUCUGUUAGUUUUAUUUACUGUUUUCGCUAUACGAACCGAUAACUAGGUCAACGAGCAAAAGCUACAUACCCAAAACGCAGACCGCACACUAUACAGUGUUCGCGCUUUUGCGUAAUUUUGAUUUUUAAAAUAUUUCCACUAGCUUGACCUUACGGCACAGUUAAAGUCAGGACUUGUUUUAUACACGAAUACGUGUUUUGUAUUCCCUAUUUUUACUUUAGCCUGAAAUUUGUAUUUAUUUUUUUCCCCUAGCAACAUUUUAAUAAUUUUGAAAUUCGGUUGCAAACCUUUUUUUUUUUUUUGAAAUUUUCUAAGGCAUUUAUUUAUUUAUAUCCACGAUUUACGAGUAUUCUGGUUUUAUUUUCUUUCGUUAUUUUUUAUAUUCCAAAUAAUUGUUCGCUCAAGUUCUAUAGUCAAUACCUACGUAUUUAUCGAGAUGUCAGCUGUUCGUUGACUUCUUCGGAAUAAUCGAGCAGCAUGUAUAAUAUAUUAUAAUGCAUUUAUAAUACGAGAGCGUUUUGCCCAUCUCGGUGACAGUGGAGGCGGGCGAACCUAACGACGGGAAGCUACUGAAGAGGACUCGACUCGAGCGUGUCGUAGUACGCAUCCGCGCCUUUGUAUGGUGGCUUUCUAAAUUGUCAGCGAUCUCUUGUGUCGGGACACAUAAUAAUGAUAAAUUAAUACCUAUAUGGAGAGCCCUCGUAAAUUCAUUAGUCUAAAGUCGAUGCGAAAAGUUUCCAAGAACGAAAAUCUCCAUAAAACGUCGACUUAACGUUUUUUUUUUUUUUUUGCAAACUGUUUUACUUUACAAACGGUCGAUAUCGGCAAUCGUUUGAAAUAUUGUAACAAAACUACUGCCAUAUUAUUUUUCAAUGACCUCGUGUACGAUCGUGUUAUAAUCUCCAAUAUGUCAGGCAAGAUAUCGCAAGAUCUGGAUUUUUCUUAAAAUCAUUCGUGUUGCUUUUGAGAGAAGACGGCACUUAAAAAAAAAAGUAAUUAGAUCGAUAUUUUAUAGAAAUGAAAUAAGAUGGUACAUAGUACGCGUUUCAUAUUUUUUUGGAAAAUCGAGAAAAAAUCUAAGUUUUAAUUAUUUUAGAUGACGCGUUAGAUAUUAAUUUCUCAUACUGCUACUGGACAUACAUAGAAUUAUUAGAAUAGUGUUCAGAUUAGGUUUUUCCGUUUAAGAAAACGUAAAUGUUACUGCAUGUCAAAAGGGCUAAAAUUUCGAGAACCUAAUCUUCCUAAAAUAAAAUCCCUCGUUUCGAUUCGAGUACACCCGGCAAAAAUAUUUCGUGUUGCGAUUCGAAUAAAACACACUAUACAACAGGACGUUUGUUUAUGAGUUUCCACUCCCUUUUCUUUAAAACUGAAGUUUCCAUAGGCAGAUCGACGAACCCUCCCCUCAAGCUUUAGACUUUCCCCGGUUUAUUCCUCCUUCUUUCAUUGGGAAUAUUUCCUACAUUAAACGCAAUAUUCCGUAUACAUUUUGAUCUAAUCCAAUCGCUAUUGUAAUAUUUUAUUUUUUGGCGUCGCACGUAGUAAACAAAAUUUCUACCGAGCGUCCGAUAUGAACUUUAACACUGUGUAUGUUUGUCUGUACGGACACGGAAAACCCUCGAGGCAAAACACGCCGCUAUUAUUGCAUACAUGUUAUUUUAUUUUAACAAAUAUUUUGCAAUGGGUAGUUCGAAGAAAAAAAAAUCCCCGCACUAGGAAACUAAAUCCCCAGAUUCCCAGUAUACCGGUGAUUGACGGGCAUAAACAAAAUAAAAUAAUUAAUACAUAAUUAACAAAAUGAAUUCUACAUUAAAAAAUUUAAUAAUGUGGUACGUAACGUGAUAAUUAAUAAUAAUGAUUGUAUAUUUUUGUAUACAUAAUAGUACAAUGUGCGAUAAUGUUAUAUACUAGUGUUUUUCAACCUUUUCAUCGUCGCGAUCCCGUAAAUGAAUAUUCAAUUUUUUUGCGAUCCUCCACCCCCCCUGAAUAUAUCUAUUAUUCAUGACGACCCAAUAUUAUAUAUUUUUAGCGACCCUAAAUAAUUAGUUUGCGAUCCCUAAAGUGGUCGCUCCCCCCCGGGUUGUGAAACAAUGGUUACCUAAUCGAUACAGCGCUUUCUGAUAUGAUGUGCGAUUGAUUUUAGAAAGACUUCGAAAAUUAUUUUAGAUACUCGAACGUAGUUCUGUCGACCUUUUUUUUCUGUAGUUUUGAUCAACAUUAAUUUUUUCCCGGAGAUUUUUUUCCACAAUUCGGUGCUAUGACGUGUGAUAUGUGUCUUUGACGCGCGGGUUCGAUCGGAAUCGAUCUACAAUAACAAUAUCGUUAUCAUUAUUAUACGCGGACGUUUAGCCGAGCCGGGGGCCGAACAAUAAGAACGACGUCGCGUCCUAAUCAUAAUAAUCAUGAUAAUAAUAAUAAUAAUGAUAACAAUAUAAAUUGCGUCAGGACAUGUUUGGCUCGACGUGACUCGUCUUCGGUGUAAUCGUUAUAGCCGUCAAUCCAUUAAUUUCGCAACGGCGACGUCGCGUCACGUAUAAAUCAACCGCCGAUUAUUAUUAUUAUUAUCAUCGUUAUUGUAACCAGCCAUUAUAAUAAUAUUAUAAUAAUAAUAUAUUGUUGUCGUAUUCCGAUGUAUAUGUUGUCGGCGGCGGCGUAACAAAUGCGAUUUUGAUUAGAUAAAAAAAAAAAUAAAAAUAAAAACAAAUUGAUAAUAAAAAAAAAAAACACCCGUGGAAAACGUAUAUCAUAUCAUACGGAGACCGUCACACGCUUUCGACGUGAACUUAAAUAAUACAUAAUAAUAAUUCGUUUUUACGUGUACCAUAGGUUCGGGUCGUACUCGAUAACGACGGCGAUAACAACUGUACACAAUGGCGACGGUCGGUGGUUUUAUUUUUUACGCAAACGAAUAACUGUCGAUCGUUCGAAACCUAUUUAUUUUUUUUUUUCUAUUGAAUGUGCUGCAAAUAACUUCGAUAGUCAUAGUAAUCAUUGUAAUAUUUAACCGUCGAUUUUUUUCAUUUUAUUGUUUCGAUCUUUUUCUCGCGAAUAAAAUUUUCAUUUUAGAGCACGAUUUUCUACUCUAUGCGGGAUUUAUUUUCUGUGGGAAUGGGGGGGGGGAAUAAAAUUGUAUUCUUUCGUCCGUUGAAAUUUUCAAUUUUAGAUUCCGAGUGUAGCGAUAAAAUUAUUCGUUUUACUACAUGUGUUUUUUUGCUUUUCGUGUUCGCUUUUUCGUUCAGCUAAAAUGCUUCGAUUUUGUCACACUGUACCGCAAAAGACGCGGAAUUUCCAUCCGGUGAUACGCUUAACUUGAAAUAUUUUAUAAAACUCUCAAUUCAAAUCAACACAACUUAUAGACUUUUAUAUAUAACAUAAUUGGCUGCAGUAUACCGGACUCCGUUCAGAAUUGUUUUUUGACCGUAAGAACGUACCACCAGCAAUUUAGUAACUACACAAUGGCCUAUACUUAUGAAUGCACUACACCGUACUCUUUUGAACUUUUCGGAUUUAGAUUUUCGACCAUUCACGGUGUCAUUGUACAACUCUAAAUAUUAUUUUAUUUCAAUACGAAAAGGUCGAAAACGAACGUUGACCGUGUACGUCAGGGUGAGUAUUAGGUAAUGAAUGUCGGUCAAUCCGAAUAGUGUAAUAAUAUUGCCGUUGGCCAGGUCGUAAAUCAGAUCUCGGCUUCAGCGGCGGAAGAAUGCACGUUUUAUACGCGAUUUUAAUUAAUAAGCUCGUUGUUAUUAUACUGCAAUUGAAGUGAUUAUGCGUAUAAUAAUAUUAUAAUGUAUACGCGAACCCCACAAGAGAGGCAAUUCAUAUUCUAUAAUAUGAAUGGAUGCGACGCGACGCGAGCGUUAUAAACCAUUAGGGUUAGAGAAUCAUUAAUUUAGUCGCGUUCGUACAACAUCAGCCGUCUAAAAUUAUAAAUAAUACGCAUGCAGCAGCGCCACGAGUUCCUGUCUCGCCUCGGUAUGUACCACAGCACAGUGCCCUCGUUGAGAUUUCUAUAUAAGAAUACUAUAAUAGUAUAAUGAACACGAUGAUAGUUGUAAUAAUAAUAACGUUAUAAUGUUUGGCGAAGCAUCAACCAGUUCCGCGACACCGAGACCGUGAUGGGUGUUAAACGGCCUUAACUCCGUGACCGUCGUGUACCGUACUGUAAGAAACCUACAACUUUGACCGGUCAGCAAUUUACAAUAUUAUCGGCAGUGAAGUUUCUUUCCUUCUAUACAACAGUAUCGAUAAAUCUGCAAAAAAAUAACUCAUAUAACCAAAACUCUGCUGUAGAACUAUCAAAAGCUGUCAUUGCAAAUUUAAAAUGAUACACAAUCAGGAACUAUGAGGCUAUAGCAAAAUUAGCGUUCUUUAUAAUGUUUGAACUAUAUCUAACUUAUGUGGGAUUUCACACCCCACAUUUCCCAUAGCCUACUUUUCAGACAUCAUUAAAAAAUAAUAAAUAUUUCACGCGAAAACCCAAUAAUACUCUUGGUUAUGUUUUGUUCAUACUGAGUUUUUCAUACUAAGGAUAGUUUCAAAGGAGAUUGGAUACCGACCGUUUCAUAGGAGUCGAGUAUAGGCAAUUUCUUGUUACGUUUCAUGUAUUUAUCGAAAUACAUGUAUUAUGUAAGUACUAAGUAUUAUGCUAAGUACUAUCCUUUGUACUUGAAAAAGAAUAAAUUUACAUUCAAAUUUUGAUUACAAUACCUCAAAAUUUUUAGAAAAAUUAUUUGAUUGGUAAUUAGAAUUAAAACAUGUAGGUUCUCAGUUGGAAAACCAAAGUUCGUAUUGCCACAGGAUAUAAAGUUCAAAUAUUCGAAAAUAUCGUAUUUCACUACACGUCGUAUAAAUAAUAGAAAUAAAUGAAGUGAGACUGCUUAAAAAAUCACCCUGUAUAAAUAUAUAUACCUAUAGAUUUUUUUUUUUUUUUUGAAAAAUUGUAUAUUCUAAGUGAACGAGGAAAAACUUGAUUUUAUUAUGAUGUGUAUAUUUGUUUUUUGCGAGUAUAAGCAACUUAUUUUUGAUCAAGUUAGUGUACUGUGGAAGUAAUAUUUGUAAUUUUUUUUGUUUUUUAAUUUCCUUAAUAAAAGCGGGAAAUCUGGCAAUCAUUGAUAUAAUUGUUAAUUUCUCAACUACCUCGAAAAAAAUGGAAAAAUAAAAUUAAUAAUACUCUGCUCAGAAUCGUCAUCCAUUAGCAAUGAUUUAUCCUUUCAUAAAAUAAAUUAUUCAAUAUCCUCCCUUUUAAAUUUCUUUCUAAAUUAAUGUCACACCUAGCAGUGUGAGAUUUUUUUUUUUUUAUCACAAAUCGAAAAAUAUAAUACAUUAAUAAAUACCCUAAUCAAAAUUGGAACUUAAAUUUGUAUAGUGCCAUAAGAGCAAUUUACGAUGAAAAUUGUAUUAAAUUUUUGAGCAUUUUUAAAAAGUGAAUUUUUGAAAUAUGUUAUCCACAUAGUUAAAAUUAAACAAAUUCGAACAUUUCAAAUGACCCUCCCAAAAACCGAAAAUUGGUUUGAAUAAUUAUACCACGUCUAGGAAGGGAAAAUAAAUUUUUAAGAGUUUUUUUUUUAUGUCAGAUUAAGUUUACAAACAGGAAAAAGAAAAAAAAAUCGCAUCAAAUAUUUAAGUCACCAAAUCUAAAUUGUAUCACCAUUCACCAACAAUAUCAAUUUUAAGUAGGUAAAAAGAAAAAAAAUUUAAAUUCUAAAAUAAAUGAAACUUCUCUUAAGUGGUAACUUUCAGUUUGUAGCUCACUUUUAUAAAUACCUAAAUAUAACAUUAUUUAAAAAUCAUACUUUAAGCGUAAAUUGUCACAAAUGUAAAAAUAUUUUAUUUAGAAAAAAAACUUAAAUGUGUUAAUUUAUUAUUUAUGAUGUAUGAUUACUUUGAAAAAUAUACGUUACUCGUGCUGUUUUUCAUAAAAACCUGAGAGACGGCCCGAGUAGAUUAAAAUAAUAUACGGCAAUCUUAAAAACGUAUACAUAACUGAAGAAAUAUUGCAGCAUUUUUUUUUUUUUUAUAAAGAAAUAGGAUUAAACAAAAUUAACUCAUGUUAUAUUUUAAUAGUGGAAAUUAAAAAAAGUCGUUUUAAUCUUUUUUGAACAUAAGUAUUUAACAGUACUCAAUAAUAUUAUAUUUGAUGUAGCUAAGUAAUAGGUAAUAUAAUAAUAUAUUUUUGAAACGAACGCGUCUAGUGUUUGUUUAGAAUUUAUUAUGAAAUCUUGAGUAAUUUAAAAAUGUAGUUUAACGUGCAGAAUAAUUUUAAAUAUCUCAUCGAUUUCAACUGUGCCACUUUUGAGUAUACUAUUAUUGUCAAAUACGAAAUACGGUCACGGAUAUUUUUCGCGAGAAUGCGUAAUUAAUACUAUGUGAAAUAAUAUUAAUGUAAUAUCCACAGACGUCACAAUUGUACUAAUAUUAUACGAAUAGCAGAAAACCAUCUGGUAUGAGACUGUGAUGCAGCAGAUUUCGUUUAAAGUUAAUCCGGAGAGAAAUCGAGUUCCCGCGGAUUAUAAACUAUGCAAAUUUGGAAAAAGAAAUCGUAUACGAACAAUUAUUGGAUCAGUAAAAAAUCAAGAAACCGGCUCACGAUAAAAGAAAAAUAAUAAAAUCAACAGACUUGAUAUUAGAAUUAGACAAAAUUCUGAAUAGAGAUAGAAAUCAGAAUCCAUUUGAAUAAGGGUGAUGGUUACGGAAAUAAAGAACCAAGUAAAGACCAACACGUUAGACGCUUAAGAUAUGAUCCCGUUUAAUAAGGGAAAAUAUGGUGAGGAAAGACAUAUAAUCUCAAAAUUAAGGUUUAGACUGAAAAGCGAGAACAGAAUGACAAGGAGAAUGUGACAGGGAUGGUCUCAGUGGCCGACAAUCUCCAAAAAGAAUAAAAAGAAGAAUAAUAACAACAACAAUUAGAAGCUAAUCGUUAUACGAUUGAAAUCUCCUAUAUUUGUUUGCUAUCCAUCUCACGCACACAUCACUCAUCUUAAAUCGAAAAGCUUGACGUGAAAUAGAAAAUCUUUUGAAAAAAAAAACAUUUAUAAAACGUAUAAUGCGUUUAUGGGUUUUCACAUCACGUCUGUGUAUAUUUUAAUAUUUAAUAAUACAUACAUGGUGAAUUUCAUUAUUAUAUUCUCGGAGAAUUUAAAAUUAAAUUGAUUUCUGCUUUUUAUUUUUUAAAUUUUAACAAUAUUUUCAAAUUAUUACCAACACUACUUAUAUCAUAGACUAGUAGGUAUUAACGUUUUAUUUUCAAAUCAUACCCAUCUCCUUUUUAACAAAGAAUUCAAAAAAUAAAUAUUUAUUCUAAAUAUGUUGAUUAAUGAAUGUUAACGUUAACGAUGAUAUCAAAAUGUUAAGAAAAAUUAUCUCCAGUUUGAUUUGAAAAAAGGUAGGGGAAUGAGGUUUGCUUUUUAAAAUCAAAAUUUGAUAAUAUAUGUAAGAGUAAAAAAGAGUAAAAUGUUAAUGAUGUAUAUAUCCUAAAUAAAAUUCUUAAACGAUUCUGUAUAACAUAUUAUAACGAAUGAAAAAGACCGUAAUAAAUUUUACUCGAAAUCGCGAUAACACGGUCACUGGAUAGUGAUAAAAAAAAAAAAAUCACCUUGUAUACGUUUUAGCUAUGAAUUAAAAAUGUAAAAAUUGUUAUUUUUCGAUGUAAUUAAUUAAUUAAUAUGCGAGUCCUUCCUGCCCUUCCCCCACCACCAAAAAAGAACAAUCGUCAAAACGAUAUUAUUAAUAUUGUUUUUGUUCAACUAUAUGAUGUGACUUUGCCGUUCAUUUGUUUAAAAUAAUAACAUAAUUUAAAACACGACAGUUAGAGAAUGAUAAUAAUUAUUAUUAUGACUGUUGUUGUUUUCGUUGUACAGCUAUCGCGGUCUAUAUUAUUAUCCGCUGUCAACCGUCGUCGUCCGUUCAAAGUCACUCAAACGACGACCUGAAAUAGCGUACACGCAGUUUAUUUAAUAUAUGAUAAUAGUCGACUAUUUUUAAUAGCUUUUAAUUUAUAUCACUACUUUUUUAAAUUAAUUGUCAUUAAAACGUUAGAAUAAAAAUAAAACCGUACGUACACUACGAGUAGGCACCACUGUGUGUUGGAACAUCAAUAAGGUAAAUGGGCCACAGGUACAGUAGUUUAGUCUAAAUACUGAAAUUGACGAUAUAUCGUGGCAAAAUCUUAAAAAGAUAUUCUGAGCGAAGUUCAAUUAGUGAAAGGUUAUAGUCGUUAACUUAAAUCACAAUUAUUGCUACAACUCUAAAAAUUUAAUUUUGUAUGUACCUAUCCUAAAAUUAAUUACUAGUUACAAUGUGUCCGACUAGACAUUUUUCGGUAAAGUUAUUGUUUCAUAAAAAAUGAGUUGAUAGUGUUGAUGUGUGUGCCAUUGUUGGUGGAAACUUGAAAAGUUAAAAAUGUGGGGUACAUAAAAUUAUAUUUAGUUUAUGUCUGUACACAACGAUCAUUGCUGACGAAAUGCAAUUCUGAGCGAAGUUUCGUUUUGUUUUGUUUUGUAAUGACAUGACGUCAGAUGGGACAGCAGAAUAAAAUCGUAGCUCAUAGUACUAUAUUGUUAUUAACUUUUUUUUAGAUUCUGAGUGAAGCGAGGAAUAUAUUAGUUUCAUGUUGUGUUUUUUUAAUUUUUUAAUUUUUGUUGUGUCUUUAAAACUUUUCUGUCAGAAAUCUCGUUUCAAUUUAAAACUUUAUAAGAACUUUGUUUUAACAUUUUUGAUCUAGUUGGUGCACUGGUUUUCCUUGUUGUCUUCUUAAUAAAUGAAAAAAUUGGCAAAUUUUUGUAUAAUUUUUGUUGAUAUCUGGAUUACCUUGGAAACUAGAGAAACAAUACGACCAAUUAAACUCUACUUCUAUUCGUAUUUUUCGUUACCAAUGGUUUGUCGUUUCGUACAGAUAUAAAUAAAUUACCAUGUUAUAAUUUAAAGUAGGGGAGUAUAUAGUAAGGAAGGAUAUAUUAUAUCCUUCUUUCUAUCUUCCGUCCGAAAACAAUAGCACACCCAUCAGCAGUAUAUCAACCUUUUUUUCUUUUUUUUUUCUAUUAUUCCAUUAAUUUGAACGUUUUAUAAUUCACGCACGCGUUCGACACGAGAAAAAAUAUAAAUUGCAAAGCGGUUAGGCGUGUCUCAAUUAUUUCGCAUAUAACACUGAUAAAUUUUAAUUUUAUCGCGUUUGUUGUUUCUAUUACAUUUAAAGGACGGUCGGUUCGCGCAUGAGAGCCAAACUAUUAUCAUAUUAUUAUACGUUUUCGUUUUUCAUAUCACUGCGGCACGCACAUCACGGACGCACGCAGAGUGCCGGCAAAGUUUGAUUGGUUUACGUUACAACGGAAUCCCUGUGCGUAAUUCCCGGCGACGGGCGCGUUUUCAAAACCAAACCCUGCGCAAACGUCGUGUGCAUAGGUAAAUUUCUCCGUGCCCUAUCACUACCAACCACACCCCUCCCCCCACCUAUCAUCCUCCGCACGCAGGGGAAGUGUUGCGUUACGGCCAAUGUAAUAUAGGUACGGUUUUUCAAUUUAAUUACACGACCGUCCGCCGUACGACGUGUCCGUCGCGGCCUCUAAUAUAUUUCUGUUUCUUGUUUAUACUACACAACCCGCGGUUUAUAUACAUGACGAAAACAAUAAUAUACCAUUGUCUACCGUGUAAUGGCGUAACACUGAUAUCGACUGCCGCGCGUAAAAAAUGCGGGCAAGCGGGUCCGGAUUAACGCGCGCAGGCACGAGACAGGCACGUGCUUGGCAACGGCAAAAGCAACGGCGAUUUUGUUUCUACACAGUGAAUAUACACGUCAACAGCGUCCCGGAAUCGAGCAUAUUAUUCAAUUGUUUUAAAUACGACCGUUUUGAAUUGUGAAAUCGACAUCGGUUGUUAUGCGCGGCGAUUUUACAGUUAGUGUUCCCGGCGUUGGUUUUGAUAGCGGCGCGUUACUCGCGGAUAACAACCGAUUGGUCAUUCGAAUACACCGUAAGUGUUUAUAGGAUUCAGGGUUCUGAAAUUGCGCGGGACACGUAUAUUUUUUUCAAAUAUUUCACGAGGAUUCGUUUUAUUUCGCGGGAUAUUUCACGAGAGAGUAGCGCGAAAUGUUCCGUUUUCAUGAAAAAUAAAAAGUGUUAUUUAUUUUGAAAUUCAAAACGCUUGGUGGCCGUGGCAGAUAUCUACUUAAGGCGUUCCUCGGAGUUUUUUAAAAAAAUUGAUAACGACUUAUUAAAAACAGCUACUGCAGCUAUUAACAAUGGUCCUAACAAAUAUAGUUCUGCAGUGUGGUUUAAUUAUUGACAUUAUAGAUUCGAAUAAAGAGCGUGACGCUAUAGUCUUUAAAAUGAACCCAAUGUUACAAUAUUACAGCGGUAGCCAACAAACAAAUAUUCGAGAAAAAAAAUGUAUUUUUCAAUAUUUCAAACGGUAUGAAAUCACCUUACAUAACGCUACUUGCGCUUAAUGCGGCCCCGCGAGGGUACAAGGACAUUAGUUUAUUUUCGACAUUUCGGCGCGGAUAAUAUUAUAAUGUUCGCGAAACCGCUGCGAUCGCGUUAUCGGUCCUCCGAAUAUUUUUCUCGCCAUAUUUAACCGCGUAUUAAACGCCCACGAUGUAUCAUAAUUAUUGUUCGCGUAUUAAUCGGUCAUAUAUUUUCGUUUUCAGGUGAGUGGUAUGAGGUUCGAAACGCAACUGCGGACGUUGAACCAGUUCCCGGACACGUUGCUGGGAGACCCGUGCCGGCGGAUGCGAUACUUCGACCCGCUACGCAACGAAUACUUCUUCGACAGGAACCGGCCGACGUUCGACGCCAUAUUGUACUAUUACCAGAGCGGCGGCCGGCUGAGAAGGCCGACCACGGUGCCGUUGGACGUGUUCUCCGAGGAGAUCAAGUUCUACGAGCUCGGCGAACUGGCGACCAACAAAUUUAGGUGAGUCCGAAAGUAAAAAAAAAAAAAAAAAUAAUAAUAAUAAUAAUAACGCGGAAAUCAGUGCAAAAUCCUUGCCGUUAAAAAUCUGAAAAGUUUGACUGUGAAAUGGCGUCACGCGCGUGGUCAUCCGAAACCCGACCAGACGCCACAAAGGUACGCAUGGACGAUGAUAUGAUCCCCAAUAGACGAACAUUGCAAACGACGCGACCGCUUUAUACCUAGUUCAGUUAUCUGCAAGUUGGAAUACACAGGGUGUCUUUUUAAAACGGGACGAGCACCUGGUCGACUCACGUCUCGUAUGUGAGUCACGCGCACGUGCUGCCAUUCAAAACAAUAAUUACUCUCGAGGGUUUUCGAGAGCCUCGAAGAAGGUUAGAGAUGGGGGGGAAGGCAGUAGGGCCGGUCGACUGGCACGCUGUGACGUUCUCGCUCACGUUAUUCGGCAAACUCUGGCCUUUGACUGCAAAAGAGGUAUCCGCGGUAACCGGAAUGGGACAUUUUCGUCACGGUGCUGCUGUGUUAAAACGGGUCACGUAAGAUCAUUGUAAUUCGAAAACUUAACCGUAUAAGAUUACGGUUUUCUCUGCGUCUGACAUCGCCUGCCCAUCUCUUUCUCUAUGUGUCGCAACCUCCUCCGUUCCCCGUCCUACCUCCUCAAUGCGGUGUUUCGCAUUCGUAACAUUCCAAAACGUAUAUACGCAUGACAUUAAUUAUACCCGAAACAGUUAAGUAUACUAUUUAUACAUCACAUCUGACGAUGUUGUUUCAUGUGUACACGAUGGUCAGUAAAUCGUACAAUAUUUCAUAAACCGUCUGAGCGAAUGAAAUAUUUGUUUUUAAUCAGUAUAAUAUGUAUUAUUAUAACUCGUCGGCAGAUUGAUCGCGAGACAUGUUUUCUCUAUAGUUGUUGCGUCGAUCGCUAUAUAAUAUAUAAUAAUAAUAAAAAAAAAAUAAAUAAAUAAAUAGCGAUUCCGUAUGAUAAUCGAGUUCAAUCGCAUUGCGCCGGCAACGACGCGGGAUUAAUAUUGCGACGAUAAAGCGAGAGAAAGAGAGAGAGAGUGAGUGAGUGAGAGUGAGAGUGAAUGAAAAAAAAAAAAAUGAUAAUACUCUUGGUAGUGCGAUCGCGAGAUUCCGACCCGGAAUUACGAGUACUUCCGCGUUCCGGCGUAACGACUUCCGUCGUCGGCCGUUUCGCGUUCCGAAAGUCCCGAAUCCGGUGCCGGCAAUCGAUACGCACGACAACGCGCUAUGCGAGAACGCCGCGUCGAAAAUUAUUAUCGUUUUCGUGAGUACUCCGCCACUCCGCGCGCGUAACGGUCCUGUGUGGACGUACACAGUGGGCCGAGUUCGCGGGGCGACUCCGACCUCGCAUUAUCGUCGUCAUUGUUAUUAUUAUUAUUAUUACGCGCCGCGGUAUAAUAGAGUAUAUAUAUUUUAUAGUUUUGUUAGUAGCAGCAGCGGCAGCAGCAGCAGUAAUUGUAGUAGUAACAGUAGUCGUAGAAGUAGUAGUAGUAGUAGUAGUAGUAGCGGUAAUAGUAAUAGUAGUAGUAAUAGUAGUAGUAGUAGUAGUAGUAGUAGUAGUAGUAGUAGUAGUAGAAGUAGUAUUAGUUGUUGUACUAAAGGCGGCGGCUACGCGAGAAGGUAAGGGGAACAUCGCCUUUGGGCAAACGAGUUAAAACGGCAACAAUGUAAAUGGCUUACGCGGGUGCAGCGCGUACAGAGGAUGAGCCUAUCUAGCGGUCGGACGGGACGACGAUCAAUACGACCUGAAAUUCGCCGUCGUCGCCUCGUCCGAAAACGCGCGCGUCUAGAAUCGCGAGCAUUUUUUCCCCCGUCCCAAAUUUUCCCUUUAAUCGCUGAUCGCGACGUCCGUCCGCCCGACAUACUCAUUUUUGACGAAUUUCACGAGGCGGACUGAACGGUGGGGGGGGGUGUGGUUGGGUGGAAGGGAGUUCUUAAUUUUAGUUUUAGUUUUCUUCGAAAAAAUACCGAAUACCCAACUAAAUACACUCGGCAAACGUCCGUAAGUUCCAAAAUAAAAAAUGCCGACAGGGUUUGCACCACGUGCGAGCCACAAAAAUAUACUAAUGCCCGCUAUACUUACAUUCAAAAUCUAAAGUUUCGAAUAAUAACCAUGGAGACAUUUAUUUCUCAUUUCGGUUACUGUAUAAUAAUACGAUGUCGGCAAAAAGAUAUGAAAUUCGUUUUUUCUCCCGUUUUUAGACAUCCUUCAUUUUCGCGUUCGACACGAUUGAUGAUGCGACUUUUUCAAAACUAUUACCCCGCGUGCAGGCGUUAAACGAAACGUAUACAUAAAUAUAUUAUUAUUGUAAUAUAUACGGCGUAGUCGUCGUGAUUAUUCAAAAAUGUUCUCGUCGUCGUAUCAUUAUUAUUCCUUAUUGAAUGGAUCGGCCUCGAAAAUAUGUUUUAUUUAUACCGUUUAAUGGUCGAGUGAAAUCGCGUCGUUUAUUUUACAAUAUUGUUCGUUAUACUCAGCUACGUUCGACCACAAUAUUUUGACGGGAAAUUUUAAAUAAUCGAAUACCGAAAUAAUAACACGCUCAUAUAUACGAUGGAGAUUCGAAAGGCAACUCGUGUUCGUGUUUAUAGCAAUAAGGAAAAUUGUAACGAUAAAGUCGGUAGUAUUGCAUCGAAGGGUAAGAUUACCUUGAUAGAAUGAUAGACGCCACAACUCAGUAUAGCAUCAAGACAAACCGAGCAGUUUCAUUUAGAGAUACAAGCCACCACUAUUUUAAUAAUACAUUUUCAAAAUUUAAAACAAUCUCAGCAACAAACGGCGACACGGCGUUCGUGUUUUGAGAUCAGGAAAGAAUCAUUGCUAAACGCCGCUGCUCGGUCAGUGUUGUCGCUACUGAGUUGGGUCACCGAUCGUUCUGUUUGUGUGAUAUUUCCCUCCGAUGCAGAAUUAAAACUUUAUUACGCUACGAGUUUACACAUCUUGUAAAUUUACUCCCCCCCUCUCCAAAUAAAGUUUUAAAGAUGAAAUUUAAUAUGUGCACAUCGUUGAUAUCUAGGAUGUGCCUUUCGAGUGUUUUUACUUCCAACCCCGACUACUAUAAUUUUUACGCUCAAAUUUCAUCAUUUUUGCAAAUAAUAUUUUCGGUUUCGUGGUACGAAAUUCUACUCCAUACCUCUGCUGUUCACAGUUGUUUUUUUUUUCGUCUCGUAAUUAUUCGUUCAGUUUUCGAAUACCAUAACAAUAUUUCUUCGUAUAACGUUUUUUGCGUUCGCGGUCGCCCACCUCUACGUAUAAAUUUUCCUUCUUUUACCACGGGCCAAAUGGUAAAGUAUACUUAUGAUUUGAAAUAUUAUACGUGGGAAAAACGGAAGGUAAUUUGUGAGGACGCGCGUAAAAAAUAAUAUACAAAUAUAUAUAAAAAAAAAAAGGUACAUAUUCGAACAAUGUGAUGGAGAGAGCCGCGAGCUCUACGCGUUCGUUAUCGAUUUUACGGUGGACGUUCGGGGAGCAAAUGACUGCAUGGAGAUUUCGGAUGAAAACGGCGGAACCGCCCGCGUUGAUUUAUAUCGUUGUAGGUAAAUGACAAAAAAAAACUAAUAAUAAUAAAUAAAUAGAUAAAAUAUUAUAUUAAACGCAAUGGCCGGCGCACUGGAUAGGCAAAAUAGCUACGCCAAUCGUUUUGGAGGUCGCCGCCGUCGUCGUUCCCCGAGACUAUACUUUUACGGACGAGGAAACCGUAGAAUUUUUUUCCUCGGCAAAUAAAUUUUGUCUUUAUUAGACGAUAGGGAUCCAAACGUGAUAAAUCCGUGACGACUUUUCACGCGCGUCCGCAGAUUUUUUUUUUCCUCCGCGAAAUUAUUUUAUAACACAUCCCGUAAAGAUGUCGAUACAUAUAAUAGUAAUUUGUUUUGCUAUACGCUACUCGACGUACGACACGGCGAAUAUUUCCGAUAAAAUAAAACGGUCGUAGGUUUUUUGUUUCUUCGACCCAAACACGUAAACUUUGGCUGUCAACGUUUCGUUUUCCUCAGCGUAUCUUUUGCGGAUUUGUCGUAUUCAAAUUCACGAACGAAUUGAUUUUCAGCAAAAUGUACAAAUACAAAAGUCCGAAAUAUUACAUAUAUUUAUGUUGUGAAAUCGUAUUUUUCUGAAUAAAAAAAAAAUUUAAAAAUUGAUACUGUUUAUGAUAGAGUCACAAUUUUGAAUAAUAUUAUUUAAUAAUUUGUCGAGAAAAAAAAUUAACACUCCCAGAUAAUGAGUGUCUUUACAAGGAUUGUUCACCCUGUAUACUAUUGUAACGAUUCCAAACAAUUUAUACUUUAUUAGUAUAGAGCAGUAUAUGUUACAUUUUAAAAUUAUUGUUUUCUGACUUAUUUUUUUUCUACUUUUUGAAGUAAUAAACAAUCAUAAAAAAAGUUUCACGAAGUAACUAUAUAUAUAUAUAUAUACAUAGAUACAUAACUAUAAACACAAAUGGCACUUUAAUGAGGUCCUUUUUUUAUUAGUAUUGUUUUUUUUUUUUUUUUUUUUUUUAAUUCUCAGUUCGUUAACCCAAAAAUUGAGACAAAAACGUAAAAGAUAAUAAUAAUAAAACUAACGCACAGAAAAAAAAAUAAUAAACAGAGUUUUAAACUUUAUUUUCGAACAUAAUUCAAAAUCAUUUUAUAUGUGCGAAAAUUAUGACUUUCAAUUAAAAUAGCUGUGUGCGCCGAAGCGGUCUAAACGCAUUCUAAACGAGACGUAAUCUUGCACAGUUCACAAAAUUGCUCAUUAUUUCCUAUUUUCACUUUAUACUUUUAUUCUAUUAUUCGGUCUAUAUUUAAAUGUACUAAUGUGUUGUUUUUUUUUUUAUCUUUUCUUUAUUCAUUACGCAUCCCGUUUCAGGUGCAGUACAGUCGGUUAUUAAUUUGUAUUCGACACUUAGAGAAAUUUUAAAAUACCUAAUUAUCAGAACAGAAGUUUCUGCCCUCGAGGAAAAAAAAUUAUUGAACUAAUAUAAUAUUACAACACGUUAGUUUUCCCAAAUAUAUCGAACGAAUUUGAUAAAAUUUUUGCAAAAACUUUUGGUCGAAAUGAUUAAAAUUUUUCCUUUACGUGUUCCUUGCAUCUGUACUUGAUACCGAGCUAAAAACACCGCACUAUUUCGAAUAUGAUUGAUAUUCAUUAUUGUGUACCGUAAAAACAUAUACCUAUAUUUUUUCGUUUUUCUGUUUUCAGGGAAGAAGAGGGUUUUAUUAAAGAAGAAGAGAAACCACUGCCAAAACCUGAGUUUCAACGUAAGGUGUGGCUGCUGUUCGAGUAUCCAGAGAGCUCGCAAGCCGCCCGAGUGGUGGCCAUCAUAUCUGUGUUCGUCAUAUUGCUGUCCAUCGUGAUAUUCUGCCUGGAAACGUUGCCCGAGUUCAAACACUACAAAGUGUUUAACACAACAACGAACGGCACGAAAAUCGAAGAGGACGAGGUGCCGGACAUCACCGACCCGUUCUUCCUAAUCGAAACUAUAUGCAUCGUGUGGUUUACGUUUGAGCUGUCCGUCCGCUUUCUAGCCUGUCCCAACAAGUUGCACUUUUUCAAGGACGUGAUGAAUACGAUCGACAUAAUAGCCAUCAUACCGUAUUUCAUCACGCUCGCCACGGUCAUCGCCGAAGAGGAGGAUCCGACGAUGAACCUGCCCAAGGCGCCGCAGAACCCGCAGGACAAGAGCACCAACCAGGCCAUGUCGCUCGCCAUUCUCAGGGUGAUCCGGCUCGUGAGGGUUUUCAGGAUAUUCAAAUUGUCCCGACAUUCCAAGGGGUUGCAGAUUCUCGGACGCACGUUGAAAGCCUCAAUGCGAGAACUGGGAUUGCUCAUUUUUUUCUUGUUUAUCGGUAAGACUUUAAUCCGAGACGGCCGAACCGCCGCCGUCGGAGCGCAGCCGCAGUCGCUUGUCGCCCGCAGGUCUUCAGCGCUCGCGAUCCGGUAUGCCGCCGCCGCCGCCGUCGCCGUUGUCGUAAUCUGCCGUUCGGGUGCCGUUGCGGCGGAAAUAGGCAUCGACAAAAGGAACGAGGAUGAGAGGUUCCGUCAUAGACACGGACGAGGCGGGGGCGAGAACUUUACGUGAAAUCACACCGUCUCGGGAAUCGUUUAAGACUAGACAGACAGAGUGUGUGCGAGGUACGAGAGACAGAAAGAAAGAGAGAGAGAGAGAGAGAGAGAGAUAGGUGCAUAGAGAUCUUGGCUGGGGUCGUUGACGACCGCAGGAGACGGCGUGGCGGCUUUUGUGAAAGACGUUUUUGAAAUGUACUCGAAUGUCGAGUGUACAUUUCAAUACAUAAAUCCGAUCGCAGGAAACAAUACAUAUGCAAUAUCAAAUUACAAUUCUCGUCAUUUUCAUGGUUCUAAAUCACACGAUUUUAUGGGAAUUUAUCGCGUAAUUUUACUUUUUUGCGCGCGCGCGUGUAUACAGAAAACAACGGUGACGACGACGAUAACGGCGACGGGCAAAACGAAAAAAAAAAGUAUAAUAAUAAUUGCAACAUUCCGACGUGUCAUUUUAUCGAUUGACACCCGUCCGCGGUAGGUCGGCCACCCCUUUCCCCCACCAUCCCGAUCGCGCGCACGGAUACCAUUUUUUCUCUCUCUUUAUAAAUAUAUUUAUAUAUACUCUCGCCGCUCUUUCAUUACUUACAACUUUCGAAUUCAGUUUCCCCUGACCUUUCCGUGAGCGCGUGCGCGCCCCGCUAAUUUUACCGCCCCGCCACGCGCCGUCCCAAAUAUUCCCGGUCUCGAUUAGAUUCUCCCGAUCCUCUUGGCGGGUUCAAGAUUUUCGUGACGCUACCGUACGCACGCGAUUUUUCUCGAACGAUUACCUAUUAUCGUAGGACCGCUGUUGCGGUAGAGAUAAUAAUAAUAUUGUUAAGAGGUCGUCGGGGUAUGUUUCAAGGGAUCGCGUUUUAUUACGGAUACAUAAUAUAAUAGUCAGGUGAUCUUAAAGGAACGUUUGGAAAAUAAAUAUCAAAAUUGUUCGUUUCAAAAACGUCCAAACUCGCCUUCGAACCAAUCGAUAUGCAAGUUUCACAUCGUCGCAAGUAUAUAGUCGUCUGCAUUGUGGUAUCAUGCGAUUUGUUUGAAAAUUGUGUUCAUGUACACCAAACUGAAACGAAUACUUUUCAAAAUGACUUACAUCUAUUAAGAUAUAAAUAAGAAAAAGUACGACUUUAACCCUACAAUGCAUGAUGUUAACUACCGGCAGCAAUGUAAAAAAUGACUUUUAUCUAAAAAUGAUUUUUAAAAAAAAGUUUUAUUUUCCCUGUAAAUAAAAAUGCUCAAUGGACUAAAAAAGUUUAAAAAAAUAUUCAUGCAUUGUAGGAAUAAUAUACAUGGUUAUUCAAAAGGAUUCAUCCCAGAAAUAUAUUUUUUUGGGUACGCUCUCUGUGUUUGAAUGAGAAACACCAUUAAUACAAAUUUUUAGUUUUACAUUUUUUUUUAUUUCGCGGAACAAUUUAAACAUACUAGAUCCAAAUAAAAAUAAGGAUUUAAUACAUCAUAAUUUAUUGAACAUUUAUAUUUUGAGAAAAGUGGGUAGGCCUGCGCCCGGUCAGUUUUAAUUCUUCCCAGGUGAUUUAACUUCGAAAUAUAACUUAAAAAACUUAAAUAGCUGAAAAAUCGAAAUCUAGGUACACCGACUUAGAAAUAUAAAAGGCUUGAUUGUUUAUGUAUGAAUACUAUUCGUAUCAUUUGUGCUAUCUUUCUUGAUAUUCAUGUUUACGUUCACUUUUGAAUUUAAAUUUGUAUUCAAAUUUAAAUUAGAGUUAAAUAUAUUAUUUUAUUUUAGAAUAAAUACAAACUAUAAUAUAGAAAGUUAAACAACUACAAAUUAAACAUUUAAUAUCAAAAUUUGUCUACAAAGCGUUGAAGAAUAUACUAGUUUAUGAACUUCGUUUGUUCAAGCCAUAUACAUUUUGAAUACAUAAGAUCCCCGCAGGGCCGUCAUAAAGUGGUAUUACAUUCGAAGAUUCAAAUUUUAAUAGUUGCAGGUACUCAUAUUUGUUGGGGUUCUAAUUAAUAUCAACCGGGAAACAGCGAGUGUAUCCCACCUGAGCCUACCUCAAGUAAUCCAUAAUUUUAUAAUAACGUUAAUUAACUUGAUUGACAUUAUCAGUUACGAUAAUACGCAUAUUUCCGGAAAAAACAAAGCGAUUUUCAAAAUAUGAAUCGAUAGAAACAGUACGGGUUACGUAGUUAUUACGGAAUCGAUGCGUUGAAUUCUGAGAGCAUCCGCCGAUGGUAAAAGUUAUUUGAAGAAACCGGGUGUAGUUAUUGUGAAAAACAUAAAUGCCACCUCGGCCUGGAUGUGGGAAGGAUAAGAGAUAAUUUUCAACGUAAUCUGACUAUAUGUUGUGCGUACUUGACCAACAUUAUAGCUACUUAGAACAUCGAUAAAUUAUUGGUACCAUCAGUGCCGUGCCUAGCGAAAUCGGUAUUCGAUACCAGAAAAAUUUACCAAUGAACAAAAAAAUAACUAAAUCUAUCCAUUAGGCGUUCACUCAUACGUCUAUUGUAAAAAUAUCCAAUUACAAAAUUUUAAAAAUUGCCAUUGAUCGUGCAGUUAUAGCACCUCUCGCAACCCCCUAGGACCCUAGGAUUGGCCCUGGGUACCAGUGUAAUUAAAUCUCAAAUAUUAAUUUUUUUAACAUAUCAUAAUAUAUUACUAUGAACUUAAAAGUUAAAAAUAUUCAAGCAUUUCAAAUCGGAUGAAUCAUUUUGAAUAACCUCGCGUUAUGUAUUAUAAAUACCAAAAUACUUUAUUUUUAUUUUUUUUAAAUCUCAUUACCUAGUAUUUUUUUUGUCGAUUGCAUUUCAAAAAUCACACGCGAGAUUGCCUCGGAAAUAUUGAUCCUGUAUAUUUUUUCGUUUUGGGUAUACACAUUUCUCGUGUAAAAACAGUUUUUCAGUCUAUUUUGUGUUUUUACCAUAUUCAUAACCUUAAAAAAAAUAAUCUGUGAUCCAACGUCCUAUUCGAAAACUGCUGCGAUUUAAUUUGAUAUCCUUCCACCGUAGUCGCCUUUAUCGUCAAACGGCUCUUCGAUCAGCCACGGGUAUUUUGUUUUCUCCCCAUACCCUCCGCGAUAUCGGUUACUUGUUUUGGUUACGUAUUUUUGUCAACAGAAGAAAAAAAAAAGUUUAUGAAUCGCAUACUACGCACCCGCUCAAUUGAGAAGCCCCAAAAGCGUUAAAGCCUGCAAACCGUCGAUUUGCGUGUACAGUCACACUCGCGAUUUUUGAACUCUGUUCGAUUUAUUUCGCUUCGAUGUAAAUGUGUGAUAUAGGAAUACAAAAUAUUUCGUUUCACGCGAUCUGUUCAAUUUCUGACGGUGAUUUUUUUUUUUUUUAAACGAGAUGAUAAAACUAUCUCUAUGCCAAGCUAUACAGAUUUUCAUCAGUAGUGCAAUUUAGAUUUUUCAGUCCUUCGUUUGUGUCUUUUUGACAUACUUAAAGUAUAGAAAAAUCUGAGUGUGCGAAACUUGUGUUUUUGGCCACCAUCUUAAAUAAACUAAAACCAAUCAUUAGAAAUCGUGUGUGGUAUUAAAUUACAGAAAAACGCAUGCUAAAAAAGAUAAUGAUAUUAGUUUUAAAAAAUUCAAAAAUGGCGGUCGAAAAACCGAAAGCAUUUGUAGUAUUGAAAAUCAUUAUUUUAUUAAUCGAAAUGCGUUUUUUAAUAGAGGAGAUGCGCCGAAUACGAAUUAAUUACGUAGUCGCUCUCUAUGGGUGCAAAACUUUAUGUUUUUUUGAAUUCAAACCUUGUCUUUGUGGGAACCAAGUCGAAAAUGUACGAGUAUAUAUAUUUUUCCUCAUGCAUUUACUGUACUACAACCCAAAAUAUUUUACCCAAAUAUUUCGAAUUUGACGUUUUUUGGCUGUUAUGGAUUCGCAUUUCAUUCUCAAAAACUAUUUCCAAAGUUGCCCUUCGUCUUUACGCGUGUAUAAUAAACGAUUGUAUCUUUUUCUUUUCAAAUUUCCAAUUACAAAAUAAUAAUAAUAAUAAUUACUGUUAUUAUUAUUUGUUUUGUUUUGUUAUCAAUCAAAACAUUAUAACUGUUAUUUUGAGUUAGUGUAAACUGAAAACAGACAUAUUGGAACGUAUAAAUGAAUAACAGCGCACUCCAAACAGGCUAAAACUUGCAAGUGUUUUAUAAUUAUAAAUACCUAUACUUAGUUCGUAAGAUAACCGUGGCACUGCAUAACAAAUUAACCGAAUCGACAUUUAUAAAUAGGCGAUCGUUACGCGCGUGUUAACUACCGAAAUCGAUUGAAUCAUAGAAAAUAAAAAACCACGUUAAAAAAAAAAUAAUAAUAAUAAUAAUAACAAUAUAGGCGCCGUCUAAAAGUUUCGUCGGUGCACGUCAAGUGGUUUACCGAAUAGCGUAUACCAUACGGUACGUGUUCCAUUUAGACGACACAUUUAUAACUAUAUAUAUAAAAAAAAAAAAAGAAUCGCCACAAAUAUUUCGUCAUCGUCGUCGUUCGAUUUAUAGCGGUCGUUAUGCACGAGUGUUAUUAUGUGCGCGGGCGACAAUCGCCGAAAUAAAUAACCCCGGGUCGUCUUUUUCGCUGCACUACGCGGCGUAUACCGACCGAUACUUUUGGCAAAAGUCUACGGCCACACACUCACACGCACACGCACACCGACGUGUUUUUUUACGCUUCUAUGUGCGGCGGACGUGAACGUUGUCGAUAAAACGAAAUUUUUAAAAGAUUCCGCAUUAGAAUACACUUUUACAUUGUCGCCAUCGUCGAGACUCGCCGGCAGACGACCGUGCGGCGGCGCCGCUUUAGCCGUAAUAAUAACGUCGUCGGCCGUACACGCGACCUAUCGUGCGCGAAUAAAAAUUCAAAAAUCUGUUACAACGUUCGCGCAACAAGGGGCCCGAUCAAUGUCGUUAAAAAACCAUCGCGACUUCCUUCCCAUUUUGUACAGGCUCACUACGACUGUCCGGAAAACCUACGUAAAAGUUCGUACUCGAGAUCGGUUACCCGGAGUUUACUCAAUUUCUCUACAUUUCACCGCGGUUAAAAUAUUAUCAUUCAAACCUGUUUUCACGCGGAACCAAUUCGAACAUAUUUAUGGUGCUGUGCACUAUUUUCACCGAAAAUCGAUUCGUACAUUAUUGUUAUUAUUUGUAUUUUAUUUUUUUGAUACAGGAACCAAUUCUAUAAUAUUUUCUUUCCCAGCAUCGCCCAUCGCGUACAUUCCUAUUUAAAUAAUGUACAACUCGGUUUUUGGAUUUUGACUUUUCCAAUACUGUCCGCGCCGCCGUUUGAUUACUAUUAACUAAAGAACCUAUAUAAUAUUACGUUAAGAAAAUGGCCGAACGCGUAACGUGAUUUUAUUGCGGUUGAUCUGUUAUCGAUAUCCACGGACCGACAUUUUGUAUAAUAUGCUAACGCCGAUUGUUCUUUCAUUAUUCCAACGGUUUUCGCGAAAAUUCCAAAUUCCCAAAUUCGUUCAGCCGAUUUCAGAAUUUCUUUGGUGUGGUAACGCUUGCAGUGAAAUAACCAAUGGUCCAGGUUUUGAAAAACCUAUAAUCCAGCAACAAAUAAAAUAAUUUAAAAAUUGAUUUUCGAAAUCGAAAUGCCGAAUCUUUUUAAAAAUGAUAAAUCUGAAAUACUAAUAUAAAAUCCAAUCUCUAAAAUGUAUAGACAAUCGACAAAUUAAGUGAUACGACACGAAGUAAAAAUGAUACCGAUGAUAAUUUAUAAAUAUUAAAUAGUUAAUAAAAAAUAAGGCAAGUAAUAAUUAGUCGAUUAACAAUAAUCAAUGAAUUAUAAUAAUACUGUACAAAUAUUAUUAUCACAUGCUUAUUAAUAUCAUUUUUAUAGCCAACUAUUUAUGUUACGAAUCAGGAAUAUUUUAUAAAUUAAAAAAAUAAAGGAAUACCAGUUGAUAAAAAAAAAAAAAAAACAACUCUAAAUUAUUAUAAAAUAAUAUGUAUUGUAGAUUGUAAUUAUUAAACAUAAAUAUUUAUCUGAUGCGAUUAUAGAUAGAUCAAUGUAUUGCAGACAGUAUCGUCACGCAGACAGGAUCGUAUACCCCUAUCACGGUUAACGCCGUUGACCGUUAUUUUCAAAUGAUUUUGGAAAUUGAAGUCCAAAAUCUUCAAAAACUGGAUUUAAAAAAUCCAACUUUGUCUAUAAUAUAGGUAUUACAUUUUUUAGGUUCUAAACGGUAUUUGUUUGAAUUCGUUUUUUUGAGACUCGAAUUCAAAUAAAUAUCGCGGUACCGAAUUGCGGCAGUGUUGCGGGAAAACUCAAAAUUCAAAAAGGUGAAAACAAGUCAGCCGGCGAUGUUCGGUAUAUUAUUAUUAUUUAAGUGUUAACAGCGACAAAAAUCAGGGCGAUUAUUGUUUUUAAGUGAUCCGAUUUUAUAUUCAUUAUUAUAAUGUUAUUAUGUAGACCGUGAGUUAGAAAUGUAUACCUAAACUAGAUUUUUAUUACAGUCUAGACGUAGCUAAAAUUAUACACUCAUAACUGUUGUUAAUUUUCGUUGUACAACAUAAUAUUACAGGACGUAAUAUUUAUUUGCAGUAGUUCUUCAUUUUUCAUUUUUUUUUUUUUUAUUUUUUCAUUUUUUUUUCUGUUUUUCAUUUAUUCUCUAUAAAACAGUACGUCUUGUUGCCUGUUACAAUAUUGAUGAUGACACCGUUAAAUCGUUUUGGACGACGCUUAUUUAAAGACGGGAUAAUCUCUGUGCGGUAUUAGUGUCGCGAAUUUCCAAAUUCGCAAUUAGGGGACAUUUUUGAUCGCUCGGUAACCGCUUAUCACCGUCACAUCUGACAAACAUCACGGAAGGGCGGGGUGAAAGAACGCGGGGAUUGUAUCUAAUUAUACAACGUGCUCACGCCGCGAAAAGGAUUUCCCGUUUUAAAACGUCGGCGGAGGUGUUGCCCGAAACGCGUGCAAAUCUCUCGGAUCUCGAAACGGUCUCAAUUCUUCCCGUAUACAGACUACACGUCGUCGUCGAAACUCUAACCACCACGUGUUAAUAUUGGUAUAAAUAAACAACAAAAAAAAAAAAUCAAUCUCGGUAAAUUUUGCGAUUGAUCGUGUCAAAAAAAAUAAUACGAGACACUCCGAGAAUCUUUUUUUUUUUUUCCAGUCCUCGGGUGACCGGAUGUCGUCGUCAUCGUCGGGGACUCCCGAGAUACCGCGGUCGCGGUACCCUGGCCGCGGUGGGUCGUCGUUCAACCACGCGCCGCCGUCGCGCGAGUUCGCCGCUUAUUGAUUUUAACUUUUUCGGCGGGCAAAAAAAGAACCGCACGCACGUCGUCGCGGCAUGGGAAACGUUUUUUUUUCCAUUUCACAGUGUCCGUCUUAUCGUCUCCCUCCGCUCCCUGACCACAAAAAAAAACCCAUUUGACGCAACGGUAUACCGCGGGUCGAAAAAGCCUCCUGGUGCGGUAGGCGGGCCUGUGACCGUCCGGGACAGUCUGUAAUUUGCACCGAAGUUUAGAUUGUGCGAUUUUCACCGAAAUGACUACCCUUCGAUAAUCGAUUGUAUUGAAAGGAAAUCAUAGCGAAAACAUUUCAUAAUAUAACAAAACGAAUUGUUAAGCAUAGAAAACAAAAAGGAAAAACAUAAUUCGUUAGCGCCGAGCGAGCGAAUGAAUGUUCCGAAAAAAUGUUUUCAAGUGAUAACAUGAAAUGUCUCAUUGUCUGUUGGUCGGAAACUAUGAUUUUUAUCACAGAAAGAGUUUAAUUUUAACUAUUUUGAAUCUUAUUUUACGUUUCUGCAAUUCACUUAAUUGCUCAAUAUUUUGUUGUAUUCGUACACGUACAAUCGAAAAAAUAUCGAUGGAAAAAUUUUCUUACGAAGACAUAUAUUUUCUAUUUUCCGUGGUGGUGCAAAUUACUUAGCUAUCUUAAUUUGGUACAAAUCACAAAUAAAUAAUUUUGACAUUUUUGGUGCAAAUUUUACAUCAUUUCAGACCAGAUUUGACGUAAAUUGACUAAAGCCAUCCGCCAGAUUAUAAAAAUGGGAUUAUCCAUUUUUCGAACGCAUCCAAUUGCGUCCAAUUUCGAGUAUAUUUUCAUCUCAUUGUCCGGUCAUAAAUUAUAGUUCGAGUAUAAGAAAAAUAAACAAACAAAUUUUGUAUAGUUUUUAUCGAAAUGACAAAACUACACAUGCCAAAAUAGACAAAAUAAUUGUAAGUUAUUAGAAUUUGGCCAAAAUUGUUAGUUCCGUUUUUUCUCUCGUGCUUAUUGCUCUAUACAUUAUUAACUUGCUCGCGAAGAAGUGAACUCUUUCUAAAUGUAUACGAUCGAUUUUUGACCCAAUUCUCGCGGUCCUAUCGACUUGAAAAUUUUGAUUUUCCAUUUUUAUCCCAUUAAACCGCGUAUGACUUUGGAAAAAAUGUCAAAAUAUUGAAAAAUGUCUCUAAUGUCUUUUGUUUGAAUGACCCACACAAUAUAAAUAAUCCGUGGUCGGAAUUUCUAUUUUCUCCGUAAAAAAUAUAACUGAAAAUUAUAAAAUAAACGCUAAUAAAAUGAUCUAAAUGGUAAUUUAUUUUCAAUAGCUAUACCUAUAGUUAUGUCAUGAGCCAUAUUAUUGAGCACUUGGAUGUUUUUCGUUAAAUGUUAUACUAAUAUAUUUUAAAAAAUAUAUAUUAUAAUUACAAUAGAGUGUGUUGAGACCGACUUUAUUACAAUAAUACGGUUCGGACGGAAGUCAGAAAAAUACAACAGUGAAUGUGUGUAGUGGUAAUGAGUAAGAAUGCUUCGGUAGAGGAAUGAGUGGAGGAAUGGCGGAGCGGACAGGAUUAGGAAAGAGUAUGUAUAAAAUACGCCCGUGGAUAUCCAUCGGCUUCGAUUGUAGACAAUAUGAAAGAAAAUAGACCGAGACGGUUUGGACGCGGUACGAGUAGAGCGGAAGCGAUUAUGCACGGUAAUUGAAAUAAACGUAUAGGGGGGAGGACGGAAUGAGGAAGACCGGAAAAAAGGCGAUCGGUCGUGAUUGAGAACGACACGGGGGCAGCCGGUGUACGCGAGGGUGACAUUGUGGGAGAUCGGGUCAACCGGAAGUUUAUUACGACGCGGGCGGCCGACUCCGAAUAGUUGCGAAGAAGGCGAGGGGGCAGAAGACGAUAUUUUCAGAAAACGAAGGAAAUCCGAUCGCGUGAUUAUACGUGCGGUCCGUAAACGUGGUUCUUGAAAAUUGUUUUGUUUUCCGUCGUAUAAACACCGUCGCUGUUGUCCGUUCGGUGCGUCGGACCGGCCGGAUAGGCGGCGGCAGCGGCGGCGGCGGCGUUACGUGAACGGCCCGUGACGUCAUUGGUGUGUUUUCACGCCACCGAUACCGUUCACCUGUCCGCCGCGGCCACGCCGCCGCCGCUUCAGUAUUAUGCCGUUACGCGCGCGCACACACGCAUUGAGGUGUACGAGCUGAACAGGACGGCGGCGCGACCAGCCCCGUCGCCAUGGAUACCGUCUCCUGCGGCACGGGUGUCUCGCGUAUAGGUACGCGUGCCCGGUCAGCGUAUAUUACGGUAGCGAUCGCGAUCGUGACGUCAAGCCCGUCCGGGGUUUACGUGAAUAACGUCAUUGAAGAAAACCGGCCCAGUUAUGAAAUUAUGCGGCCGGCGGGGCGCGUGCGCGGUCUCCGUUCAGUCGACGACGGGACCCGUGACUCACGGAAAACGGCCCGAAGCGCGCAAAAAUACAACCGACGCCGCGCCUAUACCGGAACCGCAAUUCGUCAUACUUUAGCGAUAAAUUCGCGUACAUGUUUAACCGCCAAGACUGAACGUAGAAACCGAACAUUUUAUACCCAAAGAGCGUUUAUACGGCGUCAUAUCGUGACAAUGUCGUAUAAAAAAAAUACUAUGUACCUAGACGAUAUUAUUGUGAUAGGUCGCGGUUGAAAAUUUCGAAUAAUACUUUCCGGGAUAAAAAAAACGUAACGAGAAACAAACUAUAUAUACAGGAUGAUUUUUUUUUUAUCAUGAACCAGCAAUUAUCUCAGAGGAUUUUAAGUAAAUUUUAUUUCUGUUUUUUCUAAGCAAUUUAUUACCCUUCCCUACUCCUCUUGUCUAAACUUUAAACUGUUUAACUCAUAAACGGUAAAUCUGAUAUUAGUUCGAAGCAUUUCAAAAUUUCUAGAAAAAUAUUCUGUAUUUAAAAGAGGGGUGGGAGUUCCUAUUUUAAAAUCAAGAGUAUACAUUUAUUUAAGGUACACGGAUUAUUGGUAAACAUUUAAAAUGGUUUUAAAAUAAAGCUUAAACGAUUCCAUGAUGAUUAGAAAAAAUCAAAUUCAUUUAAAAUCCUCUGAGAUAAUUGCUUGUUCAUGAUAAAAAAAAAAUCACCCUGUUUAAGUACGACGCAAACUGAUGAAUUUUUGAAUGUUACUAUUGAAAUUCGGUCUCCGUGAAUUUAAUAUAAUAUCAUUCCGUUUCGUUCGUUCCCCGGUGUCGUCGUAUAAUAUUUGUGGAAUAUCGUAUUUUGGAAAUUCGAUAGACGUUUAGAUUUCCACGUACUGUAAAACGAUAGUCUGGUUACAAGACAUAAAUUAUGACGGGCGUAAUUCGAUUGACUCGAUUCCGGAUAAAAUCGCGGUGUAUCUAUAAGUUAUCACGAUCGCGCGAAAUUUUGCGAGGGAAUCUUUUUUUUUUUUUUUUCAUAGUCAAUUACUUAACCCCGAAUAGUGUUGCUUGGUUCCGCAAAGUUUUUAUUGACAUUUCGGCAAUGACCCCUAUUUUUUUUUCUUUACACGGCCGCCCGCUGUAUAAGUAAAUACGGGGUCUAUUUGAUUUUUAUUUGAUCGAUCGCGUCGUGUACUUUCUUAUAAUACCGAUACGUUUAUCGAAUUUGUCAUCGAAUGAAACUCGUAUGAUUUCGGUUGGCAAAACAGACAAAUACACGUCAUAACGCAGUUGGUGUUCUACAUAAUGUACAAGUUAAUACGAUUAUAAGUACGUUUUUAUUGGUUUAUUGAUUUUUAGACAUUUUCCCGACAUACAUUAUUUUCAUCGACGGCUCUAAACGAAAUGAGUUCAAACUCGAGAAUUCGAUUUGUUUUAUGGACGGAUUAAAGUGAUAAAGGUCAGGUUGGUUUUCAGCAUGUUAUUGUAGAAGUAUGGUAUUUGUUUAGCUUCAAACUCCCUCACAGGCCUCCCCUAAAUGAAGCUAGGGUAUUCAAUUUGUGUACAUACAAGUUGCGUUAGUAUCAAGGAUCGAUUUUCUGAUGAGAGUUGAAAUGUCACAAUUUUUUUGGAUGUAGUAUACUCGAAUUAAUUAAUUAUGUAUCGUAAUAUACUUAUUCGGUUACAAAGAAUAUAUUUGGACGCUUUAGUUAUUUUCAUUGAGACAUUAUUAAUAAAACUUUGUAAACUCGAGGCAAAUUCUUUAAUACCUAUUAGACUAUACGCAAUCAGACUCUGCUUUAAUUAACUUUUACUGAGCAGGCAUAUGCGUAGGAUAAUAUUUGAGAGGGAGGGCGAAUGCAGUUUAUUUUUCACCCUAUACGUAUUUUUAUCAACAAAUGCGCAUGUGAGAAAAACAUUUUGGAAGUCUAUUUUCUCCGUGAUGUUUAAUUAGUUUUCGGGAACGCCCUUCAAUUUUCAAUAAAUAUAGUGCCUUUUCCCACUUUACCCACUGUAUUUCUCACGUACAAAAUGACGUGUAAACGGGAGGGGGAGGAGAAUCGCCUCUACUGUACUCGAGCUCCGCCAUACUUACUGGCGACGUUUCCUUUUCCCCUCGGUUUUUGACGACGACGUUUUUAUUGUUGUCCGUUUAUAGUCGUAUAUGAACCGCGUAUUCCGGUGUUUUGCAACGAUAUUCCGCUACGUGCACGUAGCGGUUUGCCAGAUUUAGGCUUUUGAGUCCGCAACAUAAAAUAUAUAUAUAUAUUUAUAUAGAGUUUGUAAAUCGUGCGUUGUUUUUACGCCAUCGUGCCAGCGUUCGGUCGGUCGGGGAUGAAUGCGGAUUUAUCGUCUAACCGCGUGACGUCCGGUUUUCGCGCCACGCCGAAGACCGUAAUAUAUCGUGCGUAUGAUAAUAUAGUGCGCUCGGAUUUGGCUCGGAAACCGAUCGCGCACCGCAAUACUCACGACUUAUACCGCGGUAUCGGACGCGGUAGUAUAUUAUACAUGUGGGAAACACGGUCAAGGAAAUCGGAUAGGAAAUCUCGUGGCGCCGAAACACCGCGGAGUCGGUCGGCCGCCAUACCAUUACCGUACGCAUUUAAACCCCCCCCACCCCCACCCCCCGCGCGAAUGAAAUAUAAACGUCUCUCAACCGUUGGCGCCAAACUAUACAAAAAAUUCACUACGGCGACAAACGACAAUUUGUUUAUAGGACCCGCCUACCGCUUCGUCAACAACAGUCUUGGCGAGUAAAUGUACCGACAUGAUACGGUGUCCUUUGAAUGCAAUUUUACGGCCACGCUCGAAGCGUACCGUUUGGUACUAUACGGUAUUUUGUCUGUGUACGCGUGAUUAUUUACGUCAACUUUUUUCUCGUACUGUACAGCGCACAGUACACCGGUGCGCUCAUUUCAUUCGCCGUGUUGAAUGCGCCACCGAGUCUCGUUCCAUUACAGCCCGAAACGUCGCGUUUUGAGUACACAACAAUUCCGCGACAACGACGGCGGUGGUCGACGGUCCGACGCACCACGACCGUUUCAAAAAUGUUGCUAUUUUCGAUUCGGAUAUUCGAGUCUGAGGCGCCAACUCGAAUCUCAAAUGGGAGUGCGGCCGUUUAAGUGGGGCCAGCCAACUGUUUCGCCGGGUCACUUCAAUAGGAAUAAUAGGUUACGCGAUACGCACAAUACGAAUUAUAAACAUGCGCUUCUAUACGAGAGCGCGGCCGUAUUUACAGUGAUAUCAUUUAUUUUCAUUAGAAAAUUACGAUCCGAGCCGAUUUAAUGACACGGAAAAAAUAGGGCCGCCAAACGACAAGAACAUUGUAUGCUAGGUUAGUUUGAAAAUAAUAGUUCGUUGGCUAAACAACUGAUCUGGUACGCCUGACCACGAUUUCGAAAUGUUCUCGGCUCCGGCGCUGCGCACGAAGCUCGGAAAAUCCGAUGGUAAACGUGACCGCGGGCGCGCGCGACCUAACUGACACGAUUAUAUUUCGACGCGCGAAAAGCGGCGGCUAUACCAGAAUUUAACAUCGAAAAACGAACUUGCGUGUAAAGUCGUCGGACUCUUGCGGCACAAUAUUAUUCUUUUCGGUCUCGGGGAUUUUUUUUUUUUGGGGGGGGAGAUGGGGGAAGAUUGUUGGUUUUUUGCUUCUUUUUUUUUUUUUUCGUAAGGGGGUUGACAUUGUCUCUGAGCGUGUUGUUUUCCAGGAGUGGUGCUGUUCUCGAGCACCGUGUACUUCGCCGAGGCGGGUUCCGAUCAGUCGUUUUUCAAAUCCAUCCCGGACGCGUUCUGGUGGGCCGUGGUCACCAUGACGACAGUCGGAUACGGUGACAUGAGGUAACUAAAUGCGAGCUACCAGGAAUACCCGCCACCACCAUCACCACCACCACUACCACCACCACGACUACCACUACCAUCAUCAUACACCACUUUACCACUAUAUACUGACCUAACGACACAAUAACACACACAUAUACCCACACCCACAAAUACACACACAUACACAUGCUCGUACACACAAUAUUGUGAGAAGGUGAAAACUCACUGCAGCUGUGUUGUCUACAUGAGAGAAUGUUUAAGCGACGAGAUUAGUAAAUUAUUGUGACCACAAACGAAAAGAUUACCGUACCUGAUAAGAUGGUAAAAGUACCUCAAAAUAGUUUUCUCGCUAAACUCGAUAGGUAAUGCCUAAUUUUUGCGAUGAUUUAUUAUAAGUACGCCGCGCAAUGUUAUAAUCGUAGGGAUCGAAAACUACGAUAUUCACGUCUAAAAUUAUAUACCUAUAAAUAGUUGUAUGGGACAUAAUAAUAUCGUCGUCGCAUCGAUGCAGCCGUUCGGAACCGCGUAUCUUUUUAUUUUUAUUAUGAUUUUGUUUAUUUUUUAUAGUUUUUAAUAUUAUCAGUAUGAUUUUUUUUUGUUUUGUUUUUUUAUUGUUAUUCUUUUUUAUAUAUUUUUUUUUUUUUAUAAGUCACCAUCCGAAUGAAUUUCAGGUGUGGUGCUAUUCUCGAGCGCGGUGUACUUCGCCGAGGCCGGCUCAGAGAAUUCCUUCUUCAAGUCCAUCCCGGACGCAUUCUGGUGGGCUGUUGUUACCAUGACGACUGUGGGCUAUGGUGACAUGACGUAUGAUGUACUCAAUUUCAUUAAGACAAAAUUAGACAGUUAUUAAAAUUUUUUUUUUUUCCAUAUUUUUAAUUUUUUUUUUUUAUUAUUAUUCACUAAUAGAUAUUUGCAUAUAUAUAUUUAUAUUUAUAUAUAUAAAUAUAUAUAUAUAAAUGUAUUAUUUUAUUUUUUUUAUUAUUAUUUUCUUAACAUUUUAGUGCGAUUUAUAUUAACAAUAAAGAAAAAAAAAAUUAACAACAAAAAUAAUAAUUAACAAUAAUAAUAAUAAUAAUAAUAAUAAUAAAAUAAUCAAAAUCGCAUUAGACAUUAAUAAUUUAUUGUAUUUCGUAAACGUAUUAUUUUUUUUUUUUAUUAUUAUUAUUUCAUUUACUCAUACUCGUUCUUAUAAAAUAUUUAACACGUAUUAUUAUUUUUUUUUAACAUCGUUAUAGCUUGUCAUUAACAUAUUAUCGUGUAAGCUGUCACUAAUUUCGAACUGCCGUAGAUUAUUAGUAUAAUAAUAUGACUGUACAAUAAUAAUUAUAAUAUGUUAUGUACACAUUUGUAUAUAUUGUGUACGUAAUAAAUAUAUUAUGCAUAUAUGGUAAAUUGAGAAGUUUUUGAACAAGUUUAAAUAGUCCAAGUCUUGGAGUUUCUGUGAAAUUGAAUGCGAUAAAUCAAAUCCCAGAUAAAAAUCAAAUACUCGGGAAUUUUGUUUUAAUUAAGGUAAAUUAUGUGGAAGCUAUUGGGGGAACUGUAGACCAGGGUCACAAUGCGAAGGGCGCCACAAAGUUCAGUAUCAUUUUUUUUUCAAUCUUUUUCUAGUUUCUCAGUGAGCAACCAAUCUAUUAGUUUUACUGAGAUAUGUUUAUUCUCAGAAAAAAAUUGUUUUGUUUUGUAAAAAUGCCCCAAUUUGUUCAUGAUAUCUCUUAAUAGAUGAUGAUUUUUUUUAUCUAAUCGCACUUUGUAUCGUUUCGAUAUAAAAUACAUAUGGCUAUUCUGAUAUUGAUGACUACCGUCAAUACUAAAAAAUAUAAACAGAACAAAAAUUAAUAAAUUUGAAUAUUAAAAACCAAUAAUUGUUUUCGGUAAAAGAGUCUCACCAAAAAUGAAUUACCCCCCUCAAACUAUGACUAUUAUCUGACCCUUUAGUAAUAGUAAAUUAUUAUUCCAUAUGUACUUUGUCAUAGUAUAUUGUGUUCCUUUAAUGGGUACAUAUUAUUUUCUUUUUUUCUACAUUGUGUUUUGACUUCAUAACCAUUUAUUUUCUGUUUGUUAUUUGAACACUUGCAUUCCAUUCGAUUGGAUUUCCCGAGUGCGUCGACUCUAUCUAUCAAUCUUCAGAUUCAAAGGCCUGCGUUAUUGCGCACUAAGCUUUAUUCGAUAUUUUCUAUUGUUUUCCAAUUCGUUCGGAUUAUUGAUUUUAAAUUACAUCUAGAGAUCUUGGUUUAGUCCAUCGAUCCACAUUUUUUGUUUCGGUUUGUCCAGUGGUCUUUUACGUUCCGGUGUCCACGUCACGCAUGCGCGUAAAACCAAUAGUGCAUUUAUUAAAAUACAAAUAUUUGGUCGCGGGCUACCUAUUAAGUAAAUAUUAUUUAUCUUGAAAUAACGCACAAUUACUUUUGUUGUACGAUUUGAUGUUACUGAAAAUUUAACCCGAAUACUAGAUGAACAUAAUAUAGAAUCUGAUGCGUUUUACAUUCAUACGUUCAUUUUUAUUUCGACGUACCGUUUUCAUUUUUAGCUACGGGAGCUAAUUUAUCGCUUUCAGAAAACGAUAUAUUUAUGUGAAACUCAAUUUACCUACGCCCAUAUUAUACGUACACGACAUAUUAUACAUAUGUGAAUAUAAUAUUUAUUUAUAACAAGCAAACACACGUCAUAUCCAUAUUAGCCUUUAAAAAUCAUCACAUUUUUUUCGUUAAUCUAUUAUUAUUGUUAUUUACUUAGGCAUAAUAUCUUGCGUGUAUGUAUGUAUUAUUAUCAUAAUAUAUAUUUAUAUAAUUAUAUAGCAAAGGGGUUCUAAAAAGUUAAGAGAUUUCCUACAACGUUUUGUCGAUCCGUAUGAAUAAGCUAAAAGCAAAAUGUACAUUUUUCAAUUGUAAUAUGCAAUUUAUACGAUGAGGAACAUAAAACUGUGAUCAAACGUUAUCAUUUUAGUAAUAUUUUUAUUAAAAAUUUUUUGAAGCUGAAAUUUAGAACCUGUGAGUUUUAACUCUAUGGGACCGGACAUGUGAAUUUUUACUCUAAGGAUCAUAGUUGAUAUAGUUCUAUGUGAAUUUUUUUAUUAUUUAAAUAAUAAUCAUGUCAAAAAUGACGUGGGUCUUCUGCAGUAUCGAAAUUCAAACGAUCCAAUGGAUCGUAUAAUUUUUGACACCGCUACUUUAAACGCUUGUUAAAUGUAAGCAUGUUCUAAUACCAUUUGAAACAAAUUAGUUACAAAAUCAAAUUUUCCGUCGAAAUUCUAUGAAACAAAGUAUAGCAAACUCAGUUUCAUGUCUUUUUGGAAUAUCUUAUGCGUGUUGCUUUACUCGUGGAUAUCAAACGUUGGAAAUCUCCUCAAACUUUAUAGGCAUCCCGCGCAUAGAAAAUAUAAUAUUAUAUGAAAAAAAAAUGCACACACACACGUGCCACCGAUAGUAAACAAAUAUUAUUUUGAUAGAGAAUCGAUACAUAGUUUUUUUUUUCUCGAGACCAUUAUAUCGCGUUAUCAUUUUUGUUGUUUAUUUUUUUUUUUUUUUUUUUUUUUAGUUUGAUUUUUAUUAUUUUUAGAACAAGAAAAUUCUUUGUUCGUCUUGAAUUAUUAUGAUUAAUAUCAUAUAUAUAUAUAUAUAUAUGUAUAUAUAUAUAUAUACAAUAUAUAGUAUCGUCUUGUCACUGUAAGCUCCAUUAGGGUUCACCGCGAAAUUGCCCAUGAUAAUUAAUAAUCUGUUUUCGUUUAGCGAUAAAAUAGGCCGCACUAGUUCCGAUUGUUCUCCGAUCGCCAUUAGAAUAACAUGAUAACAAUAUUAUCAACCGUAAUAAUAACAAUAGUAAUAAGUAUUAUACGAGUAGAUCCGAUACAAAACGAAUAAUAUUAAUAUACGAUCUUAGAUCAACACGAUCGGAGAACUAUAUAAUAUCACGGCAUUAGAUACGUAAAGAUAACAAAAAUAACAUAACGUCUGUUUGUUUGUUUUUUGUUUUUUUACUGUUGACCUAGACAUAUAAUCACUAAUAUGAAUAGUCAAAUAGAGAAAAGUUUAGAAAAUUUGAUUAAACUUUUGAUUUUUUUUUUUUUGGUUUUUAUUCAAUCCAUUACAAAAAAAUAAUAUACUAAUAUAAUUUAGAUAGACAAUGCUGAUUAUGCAUAUUAUAACAAAAUUACAUACACAUAUAGUCACCAUAUACACAUAUAUCCUUAACAAAACUACAUGUGCCUACGUAUAUAUUAUAACACUACUACAUCAUUACUUUAUACCUGUUUAUUUUUUUUUUUCUCGUAAACUACUUUCGUAUUGCUUUUUUCUUUUAAUGUACUUAAUAUUAUCGUAUUGCAUGCGCAAUUGUUUAACGACAAUUGUUUUCGUUUCACGCACCGAAGAUAUUAGAGAUCCUUUACCGUCACUACAUCGCCACACACACACACACACACACACACACACACACACGCACGCACACGCAUAACAUCGCAUUACCAACGUUUUUUUCGCAUGCCAUUUUUCGUAUUUCUAUUAGGUAGUCGAUAUAUUAUAGAAUCGACGAAUAAAAUCUUACGUGUGUAGUACAAGUGUUAUUGUUAUUUAAGCGUUAUAAUUGCAUGUUUUUUUUUCUCUAUAUAUAAUAUUAAUACUUACAGUGAAACCAUAAAUGUAUUUAAAAAUGGAAAAGAAAAAAAAAACAUAUGAACGUCUCUCCACGUCUUUGAAAGCUGUACUAUAUAAUAAUAUUAUCGUACAAUAAUAUCAUAUUACACCGGAAUUCGAAUAAUGAGUGACGUUUAUAUGGUUUUUUUUUUUUUUUGAAAACCCGCAUAUUGUUCUCGACACCUGUUGUACCUACGUACGUAUACGUACUGGUACACCAGUUCACUGAACUCGGACAUCGGCCGUGUGUAUACGUUUUUAGCUUUCCUAUUUUUGUGAAUGCUUCACACAAUCACACUAUCAACGAUGUGAUAUCUGAGAAGACAACAUAUCACAAACGAAUCUAAAACGGUUUACGGCGUGUGCGUUUUGUUCGAGAACCGUUUUACUUUUUUAUUUUUUGAGUUAACACGCGUGUGCAAAAAAAAAAAAUUAUCAAACAAAGAAUUUUCUUGAAUAGUAUACAUAUUGCGUAUUCGUGUGUAUGUUUGUAUGCUUGUGACUGUGCGUGUGUACAGACAAUAUGUUUGUUUCAUUUAAAGAAAAAAAAAAGCAUGAUGUGAAUAACGUUUUAUAGAUUUGAAAUAUAUUAUUAUUUUAUUUAAUAUAUAGUUAUUAUCAUUACGCUCAUUAUAAAUAUUUUUUUUUUUUCAUUGAGUCCUUUUAUUUAUUUAUUAGACAUAAAAAUAUUAUUAUGCAUUAGAAAAAACUUAAAAAAAAAAAAAAAAAAAACGAUGGUAAAAACGCCAGAACGCGUCGACAUGUGACAUAUUCAAAUGUGUUUCAGACCAGUGGGCGUGUGGGGGAAAAUUGUCGGUUCACUUUGUGCGAUUGCCGGUGUGCUCACAAUCGCACUGCCCGUGCCCGUCAUCGUGUCCAACUUUAACUAUUUCUAUCACAGAGAGACUGACCAAGAAGACAUGCAAUCGCAAAACUUCAACCACGUCACCAGCUGCCCUUAUCUUCCCGGUACUUUAGGUGGGUAUCCGCAUCAACAGCCGCGCCACGGGAACUGUCAUCCGACACGUUUCCCGUGACGGCCCCUAGCUUAUCAUAAAUGCCAUUAUCGCAUUAUAUAAUAAAUUGCAUACGCGUAAACCGGGUAUCCAGUAGACAAAGUCGCGCGGUCGUCGAACCCACUAUCCAAAUAACUUCUUUGACGGGUUUUGUUUUUCAAGUGCCUUGCGUUAUUAUUUGAUUAUAAUAUACAGAUAGGUAUAUAGGUACAAAGUGACGAAACUUUUGGCGUGCGGCAUUAUCGUAGCGGACUUUAAAUUAUUUGAGUUUGAGGGUAGGACAAGCCAUCGGUGACUUUUGAAAGGAAAUAGUACUCUAAGACGUGCUUAUGGUCCCGGUGUGGAAAACGAAAAAUACUGAACUGUAGAACAAACGAGGAACUUGUACAGAAAGCCAAACGCCGGGAAAAGCCAACCAUCAGGUGUAAGAGCGAGUUAUAGUAAAAUAGAGAUAAUGCGGUGAACAAACUACCGGUGGCGGGGAAAAUUCGAGAGUGAAAUAUCCGCGGAAUACCGUCCCGGGCAAUGAUGGAUAGGUGGACACGCUGAAGAGCGUAUAACCUCGGAAAAUGAGGAACGAGGAACGAUACGAUAGGAAAGACGCGAGAAAAGGGAAAGACGACUCGAAAUAACGGAAACGACUAGAGAAACGGGUAGUAAAAAAACGUAUUUUUUUUUUGUUUUUUUUGUUUUUUUUUUAAUUCGAAACGUCAAAUGGAGUUUUUGGGCGUGACGUUCGUUCGGUGGCCAAUGUCGAACCGACCGCGCGGCAACAUAAUAACAUUACAAUCGGUUAACGUGUACACGCCGCAGGUCAACACAUGGUGAAAUAUCCGACGGGCGGCGAUUCGACGUCGGACCUGAUGGAGUUGGAGUCGGCCGAAAAUUGUCUGCUGGACACCGAGCUGGACGAACCGCCGCCGGCGUUGCCGCCGCCGCAGCAGCCCAGGAAGUUCAACAGCUGCGCCACCGUAGUCAGGCUCAACAACAACAGCAUCAAGAGGUUCAGUAUCGAAACCGACGUCUGACUAGCAGGUGCGGCGUGCGUUACGCAUAGUAACAAUAAUAAUAUUGUGUAUCUGUGUCCGCCACCGCGGUUACAGGUUAACCUAACCCGACCUAACCCGAGUCUGACACGGGUCGACCGCGUCUUUGACACGCCGCGGUGGCGGUGCCGUAUCCCCGCGCGUGUGGAUAAAUAAUAACAAUAAUAAUACAGGCGACGGCGUUGCGCGGAGAAUUUUUAUCGCGCGGAAAACGUCACCGGCGUUCCGUUCCGCUUUCAGAUGAAUCCGCGCGCGGUUCCGCGAUAAUUUUUCCGAUAAUUUUUUUUCUCGACCGCCAGUGAUAUCGCCAAUGACACCGUGGUACUGUGGGCGUAUUACCGUAUGGAAUUUCGAAACUUUUGUUUUUACACGGACACCGAGCACAAUAAAGGCCGGCGUUUAACUGCCGCGAGUGUGCGGAGAGUGAGGGGGGGUUUAUAGUGUCGAAACGUUCGUACGGUGUUGCUCUUUUUUCGGAUAAUAAUUCGGCAAGACGGCAACGUUGCGUUACACUGUGUCUGUAUUAUUAUUUGUCUAAAUACACUGUUGGUUUUCUUUUUUCAUAUGGUUUCGGGAACAGCCUGGCAUGUCGCAAUAACCGUACUAAUAACCACCUUAAUUGCCUCUAAUCAAUUUGUUAUUGUACUCAAUUACAAUGAUUUAAUCCAAAGAUGUGUUGUUUAUUUUAGUAUACAAAUUGCAAUCCGGCGGCCGUCCAGGUCUCCAAACGCCUAUAAGGUGCUGUGCUGUGAUAGCUAAGAUGUUUCCUUCGUUAAGUUACCUCCGACAAGUUUAAUUAUAAUAUUUUUUUAAGCGAAUAAUAACGAUAUUAAAAAUUUUACCCGAAAAUCUCUCUUUUGAGGGGAUAAUUUUCUAAUUGAAUCAAUAUACCUAAUAAUAAUAUAUAAAUAUACUGCAAUUAAUAUGAUCCACAGCCGUUUAAAAAAAAAAAAAAUAAAUAAAUAAUAAUAAUAAUUAAAUAAAUAUAAAUAACUGGAUCGUCUCAAUAAAAUGUUUUAUUAUCAAUAACUGUUCGG
This is a messenger RNA of Cinara cedri, 50921 nucleotides long. Lineage: Eukaryota; Metazoa; Arthropoda; Insecta; Hemiptera; Aphididae. The record is from the annotation of a GenBank genome assembly.